Molecule: messenger RNA, 46421 nt
Organism: Pelobates cultripes (western spadefoot toad)
Lineage: Eukaryota; Metazoa; Chordata; Amphibia; Anura; Pelobatidae
Source: the annotation of a GenBank genome assembly
CUCUGAACAUGCUCUGUAUUCACUGCACACACACACACACACAGUAUGUUGUCUAAGGCUGUCAGCAGCUGCGUGACGUCAUAACAGCGCGACCCGGAAGCGACACCCACGUGUUUCACUGUAGGAGGACGCUGGCAGAGUUGAGACCGAAAGGGUAAAAUCUAUAUCUUUUAUUUCUUGUGAAUGUUUACAUGGAAGGCAGAGCUUGCUGGAUAUGUGCAUGCUAACACCAUGUUAUUGCUUCUAGUCUCGUCUUUUAUUCAAUAAGGAGAUAGGUAGUGACAGAAAUAUCAGACUGAUGUAUGUAAAGCCAUGAAAAUGUAAUAUUUCAAUCUAUUUAUCAUGUAUAACACUCCCUGUGGCUGUGUUUCAAAAUCCUUGGAGUCUGGAAAACACUUUGUUUCCCUGUGUAUUUUGAACUCUUUCUAUUCAGGUUUCAAAUCAGUUUGUCAGCUUUCAGCAUUUUCCUAUUUUAUUUUUAUAAAUAGUCUAAUCAUCCAAUACUCAGGUUAUAGUUCAGGAGUGUUAAACAUUGGACCUCCAGAAGAAUAUCUACUACUGCUCAAUCAAAUGUUAGCUGGAAACUCAUGUAAAUGUGGUUUAGCAGCUGGAAGACCAAGUUUACAUCUACAUGUACAUCAAUAAACCUGUUCUAAUUGUAGAUGUUAAACGCAUUUCUAUGGUUUUUUUUGUUUUUGUGUGUGUGUGUGUGUGUGUGUGUGUGUUGUGAUCACUGUAACCAAAAUAGUUAAAUAACUGCAAAUUGAUUUAUUAAAAAGAUUGUAAAUAUAUGGGGUUGAUUAAAAACGACCACAUGAUUCAAUAAAUUGUGUUAGUCAAGACUCUUUUUCAAAUUGUAAACAAGUUUUCUACUUUGACUUUUUCAGCAUAAAAUUGAACAUUAAUUUUGAAUUCUUCACAGUUUAAUGACCAACCCUGAUGUAACAGAAUAUUUUUUCACCCUUCUUAGUUCACUCAUGUAAUUUGCUUUUAGUAUGGUAUUAGGCAUGUCACCUGGUCACAUUUUGAGUGACAGAAAUAAUAAUGUAGCAAGUGAAGCUGGCAGAUUCCUCUGUUUAAUUUGGGCCAUUGUGAAAUGAUCAGAAAACAACUAUAAACAAUGGUCUCUGAGUCUUGACAAGCCGUUUAAAUACAGGUCUGCUCAAUACAAAGCACAACACAGGUGUAAAGGUCAGGAAGUUCACAUUUUCAAUUUGAUUAAUGACAGCUCUAAAACAAUCACAUGUAAGGUAUGUUGGGAGUUAAGUAUUAACAUUUUUGCACUCACCUUUGCACCAGUUGUGUAAAUGGUCUAUUUUCUUAUAUAUAAAACUAUACCUCUAUCUUUUUACUUGGGACAUUUUUUUUUUGUAAUGCACCAAAAUAAUCUUUUUUCCACCGCUUUUUAUUGCUUCUUUUUCCUUGAUGAUUUUACCAUUGAUUUCAUUCACAAAAUAAUACAAAUGAUUAAUAUUGCUAGGGGACACUCGGCAAUCCUUAAACAAAAAGAAGAUUGUGAAACUUGUUUACCUGUAACAGAAAAAUCACAAUUCUCUGUAAAGAAAAGAAGGGCAAACUGGACAAAUGUGGCACAUAAAGGAAAAUAUUUGUGCAUAGAGAAAGUGAAUAUACCAUCAACUGCGUCACUUUUUAUACAUAAUCGCCAUUGUGUAUAGGUGGCUGUUGUGUUGGCAUGUGUUUUCCCUCAUCCGACAGAAACUUAUAGGUGUAGGGAAAUCAUCCUGAAAUAGAUUAAUAAACUAAAGUACUGAUGCUUAUAUUUUUGUCAAUGCGUGUAUGUGAACUAAGGUUUCUAUUGUUCGUGGGCUGCCAUGUUAAAGGAAAUGUCUACAAUUGCCACGCCGACGGUUAGCCAUAUAUGGGAUAAAACAUCCUCAAUAUUAGUUUUUAUUAAAACACAUUAGUAUUUUGUAAUUAUUAAAGUAAGAGUGAUUGUAGUUAUUCUGUGUGAGAUAGGGCAGGGCUGGAAGAGCAUUAUGUUCGAUGUUAGGGAUCGACUGAUAUUGAUUUUUUUAGAGCCGAUACCGAUAUUCUGUGAACUUUCAGGCUGAUAGCCGAUAUAAUUUGCCGAUAUUCUGAACAUUUACCAUUUUGGAAAAUAAAAACUAUUUCUAAAGGUAAAUGCACAAAAUAUACAUGCCACGUGUAGUGGAUGCAGUGUGGCAGGGGAGCUGUGUGUGUUUGUGUAGUGUGUGUGUUGUGGAUGCAGUGUGUGUUUGUGUAGUGUGUGUGUGUGUGUGUGUGUGGAGGAUGCAAUGUGUGUUUAGUGGAUGCAGUGUGUAUUUGUCUAGUGUGUGUAGUGGAUGCAGUGUGUAUUUGUCUAGUGUGUGUAGUGGAUGCAGUGUGUAUUUGUCUAGUGUGUGUAGUGGAUGCAGUGUGUAUUUGUCUAGUGUGUGGCGAUGGUGUGUAUUUGUCUAGUGUGUGUGUAGUGGAUGCAGUGUGUAUUUGUCUAGUGUGUGUGUAGUGGAUGCAGUGUGUAUUUGUCUAGUGUGUGUGUAGUGGAUGCAGUGUGUAUUUGUCUAGUGUGUGUGUAGUGGAUGCAGUGUGUAUUUGUCUAGUGUGUGUGUUGUGGAUGCAGUGUGUAUUUGUCUAGUGUGUGUGUAGUGGAUGCAGUGUGUAUUUGUCUAGUGUGUGUGUAGUGGAUGCAGUGUGUAUUUGUCUAGUGUGUGAGUAGUGGAUGCAGUGUGUAUUUGUCUAGUGUGUGUGUAGUGGAUGCAGUGUGUAUUUGUCUAGUGUGUGUGUAGUGGAUGCAGUGUGUAUUUGUCUAGUGUGUGUGUAGUGGAUGCAGUGUGUAUUUGUCUAGUGUGUGUGUAGUGGAUGCAGUGUGUAUUUGUCUAGUGUGUGUGUUGUGGAUGCAGUGUGUAUUUGUCUAGUGUGUGUGUAGUGGAUGCAGUGUGUAUUUGUCUAGUGUGUGUGUAGUGGAUGCAGUGUGUAUUUGUCUAGUGUGUGAGUAGUGGAUGCAGUGUGUAUUUGUCUAGUGUGUGUGUAGUGGAUGCAGUGUGUAUUUGUCUAGUGUGUGUGUAGUGGAUGCAGUGUGUAUUUGUCUAGUGUGUGUGUAGUGGAUGCAGUGUGUAUUAGUCUAGUGUGUGUAGUGGAUGCAGUGUGUAUUAGUCUAGUGUGUAUAUAAUGAAAGCAGAGUGUGUGCGUAAAGUGAAUGCUGUAUAUACUAAAUGCAAAGUGUGUAUAUUUGUGUAGUGUGUGUGUGUAUAGUGAAUGUAGUGUGUUUAUAUAAUGCAGAGUGUGUGUUUGUAUAGUGUGUGUGUAUAUAAUGCGGUGUGUUUGUGUAGUGUGCAUUAUAUAAACACACUACACAAACACACACUGCAUUAUAUAAACACUACACAAACACACUGCAUUAUAUACACACACUAUACAAGCACACACUACACAAACACACACUGCAUUAUAUAAACACACUACACAAACACACUGCAUUAUAUACACAGUGUAUAUAAUGCAGUGUGUGUAUAUAAUGCAGUGUGUUUGUAUAGUGUGUGUAUAUAAUGCAGUGUGUUUGUAUAGUGUGUGUAUAUAAUGCAGUGUGUGUGUGUGUGUGUGUAAUUGUGUGCAUUGUAUACAUACAAACACACACUGCAUUAUAUACACAAACACACUGCAUUAUAUACACAGUGUGUUUGUAUAGUGUGUGUAUAUAAUGCAGUGUGUGUGUGUGUAUAUAAUGCAGUGUGUUUGUAUAGUGUGUGUAUAAAAUGCAGUGUGUGUGUAUAUAAUGCAGUGUGUUUGUAUAGUGUGUGUAUAUAAUGCAGUGUGUUUGUAUAGUGUGUGUGUAUAUAAUGCAGUGUGUUUGUAUAGUGUGUGUAUAUAAUGCAGUUUGUGUGUGUUUGUAUAGUGUGUGUAUAUAAUGCAGUGUGUUUGUAUAGUGUGUGUAUAUAAUGCAGUGUGUGUGUAUAUAAUGCAGUGUGUUUGUAUAGUGUGUGUGUGUGUGUGUAUAUAAUGCAGUGUGUUUGUAUAGUGUUUGUGUAUAUAAUGCAGUGUGUUUGUAUAGUGUUUGUGUAUAUAAUGCAGUUUGUGUGUGUUUGUAUAGUGUGUGUAUAUAAUGCAGUGUGUUUGUAUAGUGUGUGUAUAUAAUGCAGUGUGUUUGUAUAGUGUGUUUGUAUAGUGUGUGUAUAUAAUGCAGUGUGUUUGUAUAGUGUGUUUGUAUAGUGUGUGUAUAUAAUGCAGUGUGUUUGUAUAGUGUGUGUGUGUGUGUAUAUAAUGCAGUGUGUGUAUUUGUGUGCAUUGUAUACACACACUAUACAAACACUGCAUUAUAUACACACACUUUACAAACACACUGCAUUAUAUACACACACUAUACAAACACACACACUGCAUUAUAUACACAGUGUGUUUGUUUAGUGUAUGUGUAUAUAAUGGAGAGUGUGAGGGGGCAUUUUUUAUUAAAUUUUUUUUAUUUUUAAAUUUUUUUUUAUUAUUAAUUAUUUGUUUUUGUUGUCCCCCGUCCCUGCUUGUUAUAGGAGUCCCUGGUGGUACAGUGGUAUUGGCUGAGCUUUGAGAGGGGGGUAGCAAGCGCUUACUCACCUCCCAGCAGCUCCCCCAGUGCAACUCUCGCAGCCAGCGUGUCACGCGGAGCAAGUUUAGACCAGGAAGGGUUACUGUAACCAAAACCACUGUUUUUUUGUUUGUUUUGUUUUUUAAGUUGGGGGUAACCCUUUAUCCUUGCUGUGAUCUGUGUGUAAAAAUUCAUAUAUUUGUUUCCAUAUGUCUUAUGUUUAUUGUUAUAUUUUUCACUUUCAGGAAACCAUAAGGAUGAGUUUUAUUGAAUACAGAGAGCUCAUUCAAGAUGGAGACACGGCGAUUGUCUUUCUGGGUCACGAUUCCAUGUUUCCUGUGACUGUGAAGCAUGGCAGCCAGACCCAGACUAAAUAUGGAGUUAUCAGACACUCCACGGACCUAAUAGGAAAGAAAUUUGGCUCCAAGGUAACCUGCAGCAAAGGAGGAUGGGUGUACAUCCUGUAUCCUACCCCGGAGCUUUGGACUAUGAAUCUUCCUCACCGCACUCAAAUCCUUUAUUCUACUGACAUUUCCAUUAUUACCAUGAUGUUGGAGCUCAAGCCAGGAUCCGUGGUCUGUGAAUCAGGUAAUGAAGGUUGAUGUUGACUUUGAGCCUGACUCUGUAAAGGUUAUGCUGUAUCCUUUCUGGUCAUUCUUUAACAUUAAUAUUCUCACUGCGCCGACACUUUGCAAUAACCAGUAUUUUUACUGUCUCCUAAAAUGAUUGUUCAUCCGUAAUGUUCUAGAACAGUGUCACGGUGCCUGAUCGGCACCUCAGUCUGGUCGCACCAGAUCGGUACAGUCACACUAUCGCAGUGCCUGAUCGGCACCACGAUGUGACCGCUUCUGAUCGGUGAGGUUACUUACCUUACCUCCAGAGCCUCUCCCUCCAUGCAGUUUGUAAUUCAGCGGCCAGGUCCAGUGUUAGGAAGGCCGCUGCAAGGCGGCGCUAUAUAAUAACGCUGCCUACAAUGACGUCACUAGUGAUGUGACAGUGCGUGCGGCAUCACGUUUUCGCCAUGCACGCACGUUCUGGGGUCAUAAGACCUAAAUCAGCCAAUAGCAGGAUUUACAGGGGGUUAUUUAAAUCAAACCUGCAGUUGUUCGGUACCCUGUCGUGGUUUCCAUCCUGUUGGUUAUCCGAGAGCGCGUUCCUGUUUCUGAUUAUUGGUUUUUGAUCUUGGCUUGACUUGACUUCCCGUAUUUCUGGUAUCCCUGACCCUUUGGCUUUGUUCUUUCCGUAUUUGUUCCUAUCUGUAUUCCUGACCUCGGCUCGUUACUGUUUAUUCUAUUACGUUCAUUCCGGCCAUUUUAAGGCCCGGUAAAAAGUUGUUACUGUUUGUAUUUGCUAUGUGUUUUACUUAAUUCUGCGUGUUGGGCCACUGGUUCGUCUUGACAAGCAGUCCUUUAUUUUUCCUUUUAUUAUACAGGGUUAUUCACUAAACAUUAAAUUACCGGGAAUUAAUCUGUUAAAUUCACAUUUUAAUCCAAAAUCGACGAACUGGAAAAAUCCUCCAAGAGAGGGAUUUUGGUCAUUAAUUGCCGGAUUGCACAAUUUAUACUACAGUAGUCAAGAUAUGUCCAUAGCGCAGUUUGCCCAUUUUUCCAAAUUGGCUUUAAAGCUACACACGCGGCAAUAUAACUGGUACUGCUCUGUGUAGUGGUUAUAUUUCCUAUGGCAGUGGUGGGCAACAUUCGUCACUUCAGGUGUUUUGGAUUGUAUCUCCCUGAUGCUUUGCCAGCAUUAUGGCUGUGAGGAUUAUGGGAGAUGUAGUAAACAACAUAUGGAAUGCCGAAGGUUGACUUUCUGGCCUUUUAUAACCUCGAUUUUUAUGUCAAACAUUUUAGAAGUGGUUUGAUAUGAUAUGGGGCUUUCCGUGGCACUUCGGGCCUGCUCCCCAUAACAGUUACAGUGUCAGUGUCCAUUUUGUCCACCUUUUAGGUGACCUUAGUAGGAUGAGAACUAUGAGCUAACCUGUCUUACAUAGUUACAUAGCUGAAAAGAGACUUGCGUUCGUCAAGUUCAGCCUUCCUCACAUAUGUUUUUGCUGUUGAUCCAAAAGAACGCAAAAAACCCAGUCUGAAGCACUUCCAAUUUUGCAACAAACUAGGAAAAAAUCCUUCUUGACCCCAAAAUAGCAGUCAGAUGUCUCCUUGGAUCAAGCAGCUAUUACCCCACUAAUUGGAAAUUGUAUCCCUGUAUGUUAUGUUUUUGCAAGUAUUUAUCCAAUUGCAGUUUAAACAUCUGUAUAGACUCUAAAAAACCACCUCUUCAGGCAAAGAAUUCGAUAUCCUUAUUGCUCUUACUGUAAAAAAAAAAAACAAAGAAAAAAACUUUUCUUUGCCUUAGAUGAAAUCUCCUUUCUUCCAGCCUAAAUGUGUGAACUCGUGUCCUAUGUAUUGCCCUGUUUAUGAAUAGAUUUUCAGAUAAUGGUUUGUACUGGCCCCAAAUAUAUAUGUAUAAUGUUAUCAUAUCCCCUCUCAGGCGCCGUUUUUUCAAACUAAAGAGAUUUACAUUUUUUUUUAACCUUUCUUCGUAACUAAAAUGCUCCAUUCCUUUUAUCAAUUUUGUAACUCGUCUCUGCACUUUUUCUAGUGCCAUGAUAUCUUUCUUUAGAACUGGUGCCCAAAAUUGCACAGCAUAUUCAAGGUGUGGUCUUACCAGCGAUUUAUAAAGAGGCAAAAUUAUAUUUUCAUCCCAAGAAUUUAUGCCCCUAUUUAUACAUGACAAAACCUUACUGGCCUUAGCAACUGCAGAUUGACAUUGCAUAUUGCUGCCUAAUUUAUCUAUAACAAUUCCCAAAUCCUUCUCGUGUGUGGUUAUCCCUAGUUCACUACCAUUUAGGGUGUAAAUUGCUUGUGCAUUCUUAACCCCAAAUUGCAUAACUUUGCAUUUCUCUACGUUAAAUUUCAACUGCCAUUUUAGUGCCCAGUUCCCCAAUCUCUCCAAAUCCCUCUGCAGCAAGGCAAUAUCCUGCUCACAUUUUAUUACUUUACAAAGUUUUGUGUCAUCUGCAAACACUGAUACAUGGCUUUCAAUGCCUAUUUCAAGAUCAUUUAUAAAUAUGUUAAAUAGAAGCGGUCCCAAAACAGAACCCUGAGGGACACCACUUUCCACUUUUGUCCAGCUUGAAAAUUUACCAUUAAUGACAACUCGUUGUACUCUAUCCUUAAGCCAAUGUUCUACCCAAGAACAAGAAUAUUCAUCUAUUUCAAUUUCUUUUAGUUUGAAGACUAACCUAUUGUGAGGAACUGUAUCAAAUGCCUUGGCAAAAUCCAAGUAGAUCACAUCCACUGCAACACUUUGAUCUAUACUUCUACUUACUUCUUCGUAGAAUGCAAUUAGGUUAGUUUGACAUGACCUAUGUUUCAUAAAACCAUGCUGAUUAUUGCUAAUAACAAAGUUCUUCCGAAUGAAUUCCUGAAUAUUAUCCCUUAAUAGCCAUUCAAAUAAUUUCCCAGUCACAGAAGUUAAGCUCACAGGUCUAUAAUUUCCAGGCAAGGAUUUUGAACCCUUUUUAAAUAUAGGAACAACAUCUGCCUUCCUCCAAUCCUCCGGUACAAUACCUGAAACAAAAGAAUCUUGAAAAAUUAAAUACAGAGGUUCACUUAUUUCCCCACUUAGCUCCUUAAGUACUUGUGGGUGGAUAUCGUCAGGCCCCGGAGCUUUAUUUACAUUAAUUUUCUUUAAUAGCUGUAGCACCUUGUCUCGAGUUAUCCAAUCAUAAGUUAUCUGCAAGUUUGUUCCAGCAAUCAUUUGCUUAUUUCUUGCCAUAGGAUCCUCAUUAAUAUAUACUGAAGAAAAAGUUAUUUAAAAUUUCUGCCUUUUCCUGGUCUUCAUUAACUAACAGACCCAUCACUGUUUCCAGUGUACCUUCACUUUUCAUUUUUUGUUUUUUUAGAAUUGAUGUACUUGAAAAAAAUUUUGGGCUUGGUUUUGCAUUCUUUGGCUAUCAAUUUCUCAUUUUCUAGUUUAGCCACUUUAAUUGCCUUUUUGCAAGUGUUAUUGGCUUCCUUAUAUCUUAAAUAGGAUGCCUCUGAUUUGUCUGAUUUAAAUGCUUUAAAUGCCCUUUUUCUUAUUUUUAAUCUCUUGUUUUACUUCUCUACUAAGCCACAUUGGUUUUAAUUUGUUUCUUUUAUAUUUAUUACCCAAUGGUACAUACUGUGAAAUGUACCUUCCUAAUAUUUGUUUGAAUAGUUUCCAUUUACCCUCAGUGUUUUUAUCACUAAGGAGUUUAUGACAGUCAAUAUGUUGUAGAGUUGCCCUAAUCUUAUUGAAAUUGGCUUUUUAAAAAUUAAACGUUUUAAUAUACCCCACAUGCUUUUGCUUUUUUGAGUUUAUUUCAAAAUUUACAUAUUGUGAUCACUAUUUCCCAAAUGCUCCCCUACUUGAAUGUUGGUGUUGGUUAAAAGAUCAACAUUGUUUGUUAUGACGAGAUCCAGACAAGCAUUCUUUGUGGUUGGUGCUUGUACCAGUUGUGACAUGAAGGUGUCAUUUAACACAUUCAAAAUCCUGUUCCCCCUUGCUGAAGUACUAGUUCCUCUAUCCCAAUUUAUGUCCGGGUAAUUAAAAUCUCCAAUAAUUAACGUGUUACACCGAUUUUCAGCUUUUCUAAUUUGGGCUAACAGCUGUUCUUCCUCAUUAAUAUUUACAUUAGGUGGUUUACAACAUAUCCCAACCAAUAAUUUAUUUCCCUUUGUUUGCCCCAAGCAGAUAUCUACCCAUAAAGCCUCCACAUUUUCCUCGUCACACUCCACAUGCCUAAGAUUUGACUUUAACUCAUGGCUUACAUACAAACCUACCCCACCACCCUUCUUGUUUUUCCUAUCCUUCCUAAAUAACGUGUACCCAUUUAAGUUAACUGCCCAGUCAUGUGUCUCAUCCCACCAUGUUUCUGUUAUGCCUAUUAUAUCAUAUUGUUUAGUGUAUGCUAUUGCCUGUAGUUCCCCCAUUUUGUUAUAUAGGCUCCUUGCAUUAGUAAGCAUACAUUUAAUAUUACCAUGAGUCAUUUCUACUUUUUGUGAAUUAUCAAUAUGACAUACCUCCCCUGUUCUGAGCUUUCCCCUUCCCCAUCCCCCCCUUGUUCUGAGCUAAAGCCCAUCUCCUUUCUAUCCUAUCUCUAUUUUGUAGAUUGCUUUUACCCUCAACCCGCUACUACUAGUUUAAAAUCUCCUCCAACCUUCUAGCCAUCCUAUCCCCCAGCACAGCAGACCCUCUUCCGUUUAGGUGCAAUCCAUCACGACUAUACAGGUUGUACCCAAGUGCAAAAUCGGCCCACUGCUUUUAAAAACCCCAAACCCUCUUUCCUGCACCAAGACUUCAGCCACGCAUUGACCUCUCUAAUCUCCUGCUGCCUUUCUGUCUUGACCACUAAACAGCUUGACAUUAGACUGGGAGACAGUGCCCAUAGAUGGUAGGUAAACUAACCACUACACAAAGCCAUAGUGCGUUGCGUUGCUUCGAGUGCUAAUUUAGUUUUGCACUUCUGUUUUUACUUUGUUGCAAUUUCACAUUUGGCGAAUAAAUCCCUUUGUCAUAUUAUUGCUUGUAAAAUUACAUAAAUCAGAUCAGUCGUAUUCUUAUUGUCCUUAGUUAUACGUGUUUAAAACAGUGGUAUCUCAGGCAAUGUGCUUUUUUUCAAAAUGACCUGCUUUAGCCGAUGUAUGUUAUAAAAGCAAGAUGGCUUCUCUCGACACUUUAUCUUUUCAUUGCAGAUUCAGAUAUAUAUUACAUAUUUACAAAUUCGUCACUUAAGGUUUUUUUUUUUUUUUAAAUGAGCAGUAUCCCAGGGAUCUAUUGUAACUGGGGUGCUUUGAGUGUGCCAUCCUUAUAAAAUAAUUUUGUAGCCACUUAAUGUUUUUUUUAUAGGUUAUGCUUAAUGUAAAUAUUGUUGGAUGAUAAGGUAUUUCAUGGAAAUGAACCUACUGCUCACUGGUUGAAGAGAUAAGAGCAUUAAAGACUUUUUUAAGAAUCGACAAACAUUUACAGUUUAUUCACUAAACUCAGGCUAUCAAUCACUUCUAGUUUGACUGAAAUACAAAAAAAAAACCACUCCAAGAACCAUAACCACAUAUCCCCCUCUGAUGUUGGGUAGUCGAAUUGUUUGAGAAUGGUUUGAUAGCUUAAAUAGGGCCUGCAAAGAGCUUAUAUUAUUUUCAUUGAGCUGGGGCCGGCUGCACAGGGCUGACUCGUUGGCUGAGAGUGCCAACUGAGUGCCUCUCUGCACUGCCAGGUAUAGCUUAGUGAAUAAAUCAGAAGGUGCCUGGUGGACCCCAGAUAAGUUGUCAAACUAUUCUGAAAUGUUUUGACUACUUAACCUGACAGGACACUAAUGCACUUAUGGGAUCAUUACCAGUGCAGUGGGCUGUAGUUACUUUAACAUUGAUUAGGGGAAGUAUAAAUUCCAAUAAUGAAUGCACCUCAGGAGGGAUGCCUCUGGGUGAAGAAAAGAGCCAUUAUUUUUGCCUGAACACUCCCAAACCGUUUGCUGUGGUAAAGCACCCACUGAAUUAUUCCAUACUACCCUGAACUGUUGUGGUUAUGGCGUAUAACAUACCCCUUUAAAAACAGGAUAACAAGUAGAGUUUUUGUUGACUAUUUUAGAAAUUCAUAUGUGUAUUGACCUUUGCUUUAAAUUCACCACGGUUCAAGUUUUGGCGAAUCAACUCUCGAGUACUAUUUGCAGGUCUUCUUUUAACACCCUCUAUAUAUAGUUAUUUACGUCUCUACAAAAUUCCAUUAAAUAAACAAACCACGAUCUUAUCUCAAAGUGUUAAUAUUAUUUGUGAACUAUUUUGUUGUUAAUUGUAUUUAUAAUUAAAUAUUAAUUAUUAAAAUAAUUGGCAGGGUCAUUUGGAUUCCUGGACAUUUAAACCGUAAAAUGCCCAUUUCCAGAAUGCUUAAAGAUGAUUUGUGAUUCCCUUCCUGGAAUAAUUAUAAAAGGAGUAGGAUUAAGCCUAGAACGUGUUACUUAGCCCACUCGUGUUCUCUCCGUGUGCUCAUAAUGUUCUUUGCCUUCUGCCAGAAUGGUGCAGAUUUUAAUGCUGAUGCUCUGCCCGUGAACCUCUGCACAAUUCAUUUUGAUAAUGGACUUGCAUUUGCAAGCCUCUUGCUAAGCUUAGUCAGGACAUGUGAUCGUCACGCUCUGGAGGUCACAGAUGGUAUCUCCAAGGAAGUACAGAACAUUUAGAGAGAGAUAUGACCUACCUAUUACUGCUGUAUCAGUGCAGAGCUCCGUUAACCCACAGUGAGUGUGUGUGUGUGUGUGUGUGUGUGUGUGUAUAUAACAUGUAAAUUUAGUGCGUGUGUGUGCGCGCGCAUGCAUAUAUAUAUAUAUAUAUAUAUAUAUAUAUAUAUAUAUAUAUAUAUAUAUAUAUAUAUAUAUAUAUAUAUAUAUAUAUAUAUAUAUAUAUAUAGUGUGCAUGUAAUCCGGCAGUUUUGCAUUUUCCGCAGAAUGAUUAAUUUUUUUUUUGCUUUCGGCUGUGUAUGUUUGGAAAUUUCCAUUGCUCUCCAUGUCUCUAGGCAUGAAAGGAAAAUAAAACCAUACAAGUCCUUACCAAUUAAUGCGGUUUAAAACGUAUAACGUUAGGUGGAUUAGUAAUGUUUACAUCCCGGUCAAUGUCAGCUUGCAUGUAUUAUUUUCUUUGUGUGUAUAAUUCAUUAUGCUUAUGUCUUAAAGCAGCUUGCUCGACAAAGAAAAUAUUUAUAUUAAAGGGGCACGUCUGGCUGGAUGGAAUCCGCAUUUUAAAUUUUUUAUAGAUACCGUAUUUGCUCGAUUUAUAAGAUGACUGAUUAUAAGAAAACCCUCCCCAAAUGUUGGAUCUUGUUAAAAAAAGAAAAGGCCUGAAUAUAAGACACUGGCAUACAUGCAGAUACAAAGUCACCCAUAAUGGCACACAUUGCAUAUACACAGUCACACAGAAUAACAUACAUGCAGUACUCACAUGGGCACAAAGUCACACAUAAUGACACACAUGCAGAUAUACAGAUACACAUACGCACAUGCAGACACAUAUGCACACGUACAGGCAAAAGGUACACUUUUUAAGCCACUCUCCUGUUUCCUACCUUUUAGGUGCACGAGGAUGUGGGGCGCAGUGUUUGGGGCAUUGUGUGUGAGCUUGCAGUAUGUAUGUGUGUGUGUGAGGGGUGCAGUGUGUGUGUGUGUGUGUGUAUAUGGGGGGCAUUGAGUGGUAGGGUGAAAAUGUGGCAGAGGGUUAUUAUUUCUAUGGGGGGUUACAGUGUUGGGGGCAGUGUGUGUGUGUAUAGCGGACAGUGUUAGGAAGGGUGACUGUGUGUGGGUGGGGGUUACAGUGUUGGGGUGCAGUUUGUGUGUGUGUGUGUGAGCUUGCAGUAUGUAUGUGUGUGUGAGGGGUGCAGUGUAUGUGUGUGUAUGGGCAGCAUUGAGUGGUAGGGUGACAAUGUGGCAGAAGGUUAUUUCUAUGUGGUGUUACAGUGUUGGGGCAGUGUGUGUGUGAGGGGUGCACUGUGUGUGUGUAUAGCGGGCAGUGUAGGGAAGGGUGACUGUGUGUUGGCGGGGGCUACAGUGUUGGGGUGCAGUGUGUGUGUGUGUGUGUGUAUAGGGGGCAGGGUGUGGGUGGGGGUUACAGUGUUGGAGGGCAGUGUGUGAGUAGGCUGUGUUUUAGUACCCAGCCUCCCCAGAUUGUAAUACCUUUUAGUCAAUUCCCUGGUGGUCCAGUGGGAAGCUCUCCUGUCUGAAGCCUUGGCUAUCUACAGACUUUGUAACCUGUGGCAACACUCUGAUCUGGCUGAGAUCACAAGACAUUUCAGUCUGCAGCUCUGCACCCGGCAGAAUUGCCCCGUAUAUCCGCCACUGCCUGCAAGUCCCAACCUUGAUUGUAAGACGAGGUCAGUUUUUUCAGAAGUUAUUUCUGAAAAAAACGUAGUCUUAUAAUCGAGCAAAUACAGGUUAUUAUAGGAGAAAAAUAGAAACAUUUAAAAUAUAAAGUAGUGACCUUUUGUUUCAAAACCCAGAUCUUACAUUUUCAAAAUUGAGCCCUGCCCAUUCCAAGAAAUAGCCAGACCAAUCAAGAUCUUUGCGUUCUGAUCUAUAGAGUCUGGUUUGAUGCCAAUUAUUAAGCCAAAAUAUUCUAAAAAUGCAUAAUUGUUGUUUUGGUACCUGGGGUGCCCACUGUUAAUUCGCAAUGUCCCAUAUUGUUGCUAGCUAACAGUCAGGCUCCCCGUGCAUCGCAGCAGUUGUAUUGUGCAAGGCCCAGUCAGCCAUUGGUGCAAAAAGUGCUACAGUUACUCAUUUUACCCUCUUUCAAAAACACACUAAACUCUGUGUAUUGUUUUUUGUGUGUUAUUAAAAGGUAGGAUGUUUGUUUUGAACACGCAAUUUGCACCUGCUGAGAAAAAGAAAAUUACACACACAGAAAAAAAACCAACAACUACAACAAAAAAGCCUAGUUUCUAUUCACUAACAAUAAAAAUAUUUAAAAUGGAUACAUUUACUUUUUAAUUCUGCAGCCGAUGGAACAUAUUAAAGAUGCAUUAAUUAUUGAUGAUUACUCGCUCUCCUUUUCUUAUGUUCCGUAUAAAAAGUUUCGAAUAAUUUGUAGUGUAAAAUAAAUUGCAUGUUUUGAUAGUAAACCUGACCAGGGUUUGGGAAUGCAGAUCUAUUAUGUAUUCGGCUACCCGUGGGGAGGAAGUGUUACCUGUAAUUAAGGUAGCUGUUCCACCUUUUGUCUGGCGACUGCCUCUCUGCAGAUAGAAUUUGCAAUAAACUGUGGACCUUGACAGUGUACUCUUCAUGGCUUCCUUGUACAAAGCACAGCAGAUAUAGACUGGCCGUUUUAUUACAUAUAGCAAUGGAAAUCUCUGUACCUUGGCUCUUAAAGCUUUUCUAUCGCAGUAUCUUUGGAUUUAAUACAUUUUUCUGUCUUGCCUCUUUAAAGGGUUACUCCAAGAAUAAUAAUCUGUACAGCCCACUGUAGUGGUUAUGAUGCAAGAUGUACCCUAUCCCUGUUUUCCUGUAAUGAGGGAAACCGUUUUAAAACAGUUUGCCAUCUUAUCUGGGUCCCCGCUGUGCACCUAGAGUAGUCUGUAGCCGGUGACGUGCACAAUCCGAAUGCCAAUCCUGCCAGGCAUUCGAACACAGAAUUGACAUUAGCCAGCAUGGAACUCUUGUUCUAGGCUGGUUAAUGGCGUCCCAAUGACGUUACACUUCCGGCAGCAAAGGAUUUAAACUCCAUAUGUGCAGCGUUUCAUAGCAAAACACUGCACAAAAAGACUCCAGGCACCACAACCACUUCAAAUCACUUGGAAGAACCCUUUCAAUUCUGGCAGUCUUGGCACUCAAUGAAACUUACACUACUAUCCUCUACGGUCUAUCCUCGAGCCCCCCCAAAAAGAUAUAUAAUGUACAUCUCUUGCACUGUAUGUGUGCUUGGGAAUACUUGGCGGACUCUCUUAUAAAUAAAAUAUUUGGCUCUCUUAUAAAUAUAAUAUUUGGCGCGAUCUCUUAUAAACAAGCUUUAAGGGAUUUUUAUGUAAGUAAGGGAAAAUAAAUACAAGUAUUUUAAUAUUAGCAAUCGAUUUUUUUUUUUUUUUUUUUUACAAAAAACAUUGAAGGAAAAGUUUGAAAGCUAUCAAACUGCAUUCCCAUCAGCCUUACCCCUCCAGAGACACGUUACACUGCACGUCGAAAUGUGCUCAGAAGUCUUCAUUUGCAUAACGCCUGGUGUCACACUAGACAUUGUUCUCCAAACAAUGGACAAAGCGUUUGUGACAGGGUGGCUGAAUGCUUGUGUUCUACAUACUGCCGUGAGAUCUGGGUUAACCCUUUCAGAAUCAACGGUCAGAAUGUCACACUGACAACGGACUAUAGUUAACAAAUAUGUAUUUUUUGAGCCAACCGAAUUAUUAGAGUGAUACAUUUGCGGUAGUGAAAAUCAGCCGCAAACCAAAAUUAAACAAACAAAAAAAAAGAGCAAGUGUGAGUUAUGAGCUUAAAUACAUAACGUACUUAUUUUGAACUCUUUUUCCUUAGUUUCUUUAAUAAUUCCAGUAAAUGUGAUCACCAGGGAACCUCAGAGCCUGCUGUAGAACCCUCAUUACUGGGGAACCGGGCCCGGUAUCACAACCACCAUAGCGGCCUGUAGCGGUUGUGAUGCUUUCAAUAAUGAGAGCUGUUCUACCUCAUUAUGAUAUACUGUGAAACUUCUCAACAAUACUACAUAGUAUCACCGAUAAAUGGCAACGGGCUCUGUGGGUUCUCAGGACGUCACCUUGAACUUCCUCAUCCAGUUUCUUCUCUUGACAAAGGCCCUGUUGGAGGCUGAAACGUUGCUUUCAUCUGCUCCAAUAAAUCUUCUCACUUUGGAUUUACCUUGAAUGCCUGGACCCUCAUUUAUUUUCUUCCCUUCCAGUGACGUUUCGCCCCUUGCGCCUUUGGCUUCAUCAGAAGUCUUAUCGAGGCCUGAAAUAAAAUGGGUUAACACACAUUCUAGGUAAUUUUUGGUGUAUUAUUCAGGGGUGUAAUUUCAACAGAACUGACAGUACUCCAUUAAAUUAUCACAUAAACAGCUUCACUUUAAAAAUCAUUGGAUAAAAUGAGCGACAAACCUGGUGCUAAAAUGCUUUCUCUGUGAUAAUUUUUUAUUACUAUUGGUAAUAUAAAGCACCAACAUUUUCUGCAGCGCUGUACAAUCGUCGUAGAAAAUAAGAGAGUACCGUAUAGGCCAAGAAAUACAGAAGGAACAGUGACCCCUACACACAAGCUGAGAUCUAGUAUUUACAGCCCUUUUUAUAUAAAGUGCUUUGCUAGAUAGCUCAAAGCAUGUUUUUGAAUUUCUCCUUAUAUUUUGCUAUACUAAUAUAAUCAAGUAUACAUUGAUUUAUUCUUUACGUCCCUAUCUCCCCGUAUGACUUGGCAAAUUCAUACUGGAGCGACAUCGACUUUUUUGUAGUUAAUUUAAGAAACCUACAUAUAUAAAUGUGAAGCCUCUUUCUCUACCGAAGGGAUGCUCAGAGCUGUGAAAGCUAAUCAGACCAUACUUUAAGAGCGAAACGGUCCAAUGCUCGAAGCAUGCAUAAUAUAUGUGCGUUCUCUCCGACAACCUCUACAGAUGUGAGUCUGAGGGCAAUUUACUUUGUAAUAUGUGAGAGAAAAAUCAAUAUGCCUUGCAGAAAUACUUUGAGACUAGUCCGGAAACCGUUUAGUUUCUGGAUACAUUGGGGUUCUAAUUAUAAAGACAUAGAAAAAAAAAAAAAAAAAGUUCCUCUAACUGAUGCCUCACCAUGGAAACAAAUGGACCUUUUCUUGCUGAUUGGACCACUGUUCACAUCAUGCCCCAGAAUGACUCUUCAUGAUAUAAAUAACUUAUGUUGCGUAGGCACCGAGUGUCCUCUUGUAAACGUGUUGUCUUUUUCUUGAUCUGUUAAGCAACAAAGAUCAGAUUUUGGAACGUACGAAUAGUAGAUGAAUCAUUCUUGUGUUUGCGUUCAUUGUCUUUUUAAAGUGUACCUCGAAUUCUAAACAUUACUUUCUGUUUACUAAACAGGAAAUUAAUGUUGGUGAGCUGAAAACGGAAUUGAAACAUUUUAAACUAAAAUAGCCAAAGCUGUGAAUACGGAGGAAGAGUUGAAGGAUUUCCCUGAAAUUUUCCAAACACUAGUGUAGUGUGUACAAUUUGCCACCAUUUGCAUUUUAUUUAGUAAACUCUAUAGUGUCACUUUGAGAAUAUAUCUAUACAUUGUGCUGAGUAAACUUGUAGAUAAGUCUCUUCCCCGUACAUGUUUGAUCUUCCAAGUCUGAUGAUCUUGGUGGAAGAGGAACAGAUUUUUGCACAAUUUGCCAUUUAAACAACACUACCUUUUUGAAGGUAAACAUGUUCUCUACAGACAUUUUGGUUUUUCUGUACAUUUUAUUAUUGACACAUAUCAGGGCAAUUUAUCACGUCUUUGCUCUAUAGGUAUCAACCGAUCCAGUGCAGGAGAUCUGACCUUCAAAUUGCACGGCUUCACUAGUAGAUCGACAUUUUCCAAACAAGGAUAAGUUUAAAGUUCAAUGUUCAAAGCAUCAAUACAUAUUGUCUUUGCACAACCAUAAAUUAUAGUUAAAUAAUCAAUUAUGUUGAAAACAUAGUCUAUCAUACAAAACCUUUUUAUAUUCACUACUCAGUACUAGGGAUCGACCGAUAUUGUUUUUUUUAGAGCCGAUACCGAUAAUCUGUGAACUUUCAGGCCGAUAACCGAUAACUUGCCUAUAUUCUGUACAUUUACCAUUCUGAAAAAAUAAACUAUUUCUAAAGGUAAAUGCACAAAAUAUACAUGCCACAUGUAGUGGAUGCAGUGUGUUUAGACAGGGGAGGUGUGUGGGUGUGUGUGUGUGUGUGUGUAGUGGAUGCAGUGUGUGUUUGGGUAUUGUGUAUAUAAUGAAUGCAGUGUGUGUUUGUGUAGUGGAUGCACUGUGUUUAGACAGGGGAGCUGUGUGUGUGUUUGUGUAGUGGAUGCAGUGUGUUUAGACAGGGGAGCUGUGUGUGUGUAGUGGAUAUAGUGUGUGUUUGGGUAUUGUGUGUAUAUAAUGAAUGCAGGGUGUGUUUGUGUAGUGUGUAUAUAUAUAUAUAUAUAGUGAAUGCAGUGUAUGUGUGUUUGUGUAGUGUGCGUAAAGUGAAUGCAGUGUGUUUGUGUAUAUUAAUAAAUGCAGUGUGUGUAUAUAAUGCAGAGUGUGUGUUUGUGUAGUGUGUCACAAACACACUACACAAAUCCAAUCGCAGCAAUUCCAGAAAUUAGAUCAGUUGGACAUUUCCAAUAUGAAAAUCAUUAACCUUUCCAAUCUUAAACUUCUACCUGAUCACAUAACAUUACUUAAUAAAGGAUUAUCAUUCGUACCUACACCGAGUGCAGACAAGUUUGAAUGGCUGAAGGAUAUCAACCUAUUCGGGCGCAAACUAGCUCUAUGCUCAUUACAUAAAAAGAAAAAUAAUAAAGAAGCAAAGGAACUGGGUCUUACAAGUUAAGAUUUUACACAUUUUCAAACUUUGGUACAGCUUCUUACUGAACAAGAAACUACACCUCCACUCACCAACUUCAAACCACUGAGUUGGUUCACCCCCAACUUUAGGGAUGAUAUAAAUGUGGAUUUGUUUGUAAAAAUGACAACUGACAUAAUCGAAUCCUUACCUAUACCUAAAAUCCAAUAGAAUAAUCUCUCUAGUGGGGAACAAAACGCACUCAAAGAUUUGAGCAACAAUAAAAACAUGGUUAUAAAACCAUCUGAUAAGGGAGGGAAUAUUGUCCAAAUGGAAAGGGAGCACUAUGUGAACAUGUGUCUAACACAUCUGAAUAAUUCCUCCUGCUACAGCAAACUCGAGGGGGACCCUACUUCAUCUUAUCUCAAUUCCCUUCGAACCUUACUAGAUACUGCUAUGACAAACAGCAUUAUAACUAUUGAUGAAUUGAGAUUUAUUUUACCUAAGAACUCACCAACUAUUGCCACUUUCUAUUGUCUACCAAAGGUGCACAAAAACCUCACCCAUCCCCCGGGUAGACCAAUUGUUUCUGGGAACCAAUGCCUGACAGAAAAUGCUAGUAGGUUUCCUUUUGUAACAAGUUUAGAUUCCUUCCUACAAGACACAAAACAGACCUUACUCAUUUUGGAAAAUUUAAUAGUUCCACCUUACACUCUCCUCACGAGCUUAGAUGUGGUAUCACUAUAUAAUAAUGUCUCACACGUUGUAGGUAUUAAAGCCACAUCUUACUUUUUAGAGAAGUCCAAAAAAUUCUCCAUACAACAUCAACAAUUCAUAUUGGAUCUACUCACCUUUGUACUGACACAUAAUUAUUUUGUGUUUAAUGGAGUAUAUUAUUUGCAAAUGAAGGGCACUGCUAUGGGGCCAACUUGUACCUUGGCUGGUGGGAAGAAACAAUACUGUCUGAAAUUGAUCAUGAGUACAGCCAAUUAAUAUUGAAUUGGCAUAGAUACAUCGAUGAUGUGCUUCUUUUCUGGACAGGAUCUAUUCCAAAAUUCCAACAACUUGUCAAUAUUCUCAAUGACAACAACAUUGGAUUGCAAUUAACAUCUGUCAUUGAUGAAAAGACAUUGGAAUUUUUGGAUCUGAGAAUCAUACUGGGCAUGGAUGGUACAGUAACAACUGAACUAUACAGAAAGGCCACUGCUACUAACGGCUUACUGCACUGGCAGAGUCACCAUCCACUUAAAUUGAAGGCUAGUAUACCUUAUGGCCAAUACUUAAGGGCACAGAGAAAUUGCUCUCAAGAAACUGCCUUCCAGAAAGAAGCAAAAUACAUCAAAUCUAGAUUCAAGGAACAGGGUUAUCCUAAUAGAAUAAAAAAAAAAAAAAAGCUUACCAAAAGGUGAACAGCAUAGACAGAUCUAUCUGUCUCCGUUCCUCUAGACCCAAAUCACCAAAACAGACCAUAAGAUGUAUCGGUACUUUUGAUCAGUACUGGGAGCCCGUGAGAGAAAUACUGACAAAUAAUUGGCCAAUUCUUUUACACGACAAAGAACUUCAAGAUAACAUUACCUCUUACCCCAGCCUCACGGCACGAAGACCUAAGAACUUAAGAGAUGCUCUGGUUCACAGCUAUUUGGAACCUCUUACUACAACCCCGUGUUGGUUGACACAGACGAAGGGUAUCUACAAAUGUGGAUCUUGCAAGGUAUGCAAAUAUAUCAACUCUGCUAAAUCCAUCCUAUGCACAAAAACCAACAAACAAUAUGUGAUUCGCGAUCUCAUCAAUUGCAGUACCACUAGAAUCAUUUAUGUUAUCACAUGUAAUUGUAACAUGCAGUACAUAGGAAAAACAUAUCAACAAUUUCGGAGACGUAUCUUACAACACGUCAACUCCGUUACCAAUAUCAACAUCAUUACACCAGUAGCAAACCAUGUUCGAUCACAACAUCAAGGUGACCCAUCUAGUUUACACUUCCAAGCUAUCGAACGACUAUCUACUAAUGCUAGGCAUAAUAUUUUUCCCAUGCAAUUUACCUCUUUUUAGAGGGAAAUCCACUCUAUUAGGACUAUUUAGAUAAGUUUGUCCUAUUCUUCUCUUUAUUUUUUUCUCUUUAGUUUUGUAUUUUUGGUGAAGUUGUUCACUAGGGGUUAUCCCCCACAUAGGAGAAAUUUACCCAUAUCCCCCCUUUUUCCUUUCCUUUUUUGUGUAGUGUGUAUAUUAAUGAAUGCAAUGUGUGUGUGUGUGUGUUUGUGUAGUGUGUGUGUGUGUAUAAUGAAUGCAGUGUGUAUGUGUUUCUGAAUGGAAGUAAUUUGUGUAAAAUGUGUGGGAGAGGGGGCAUUUUUUAUUUUAAUUUUAUUUUUAAUAUUUAUGUUUUAUUUCUUUUUAAUUCUUUAUUUUUGCGGUGCAUAUAAAGAGAAACUUUUGGAAUUACAGACAUGACAUCGAGUGGUAUUGCGAUGGUGUAAGAGUAUCGGACAUGUUGAGAAAAUUGCACCAUUUUUAUUUAUUUUUUUUUAAACAAGCAUUAUGAACCAGAUAAUAAACUUAUGUAACCGUAGUAAUCUUUUAGUUGUGUGCUGGAUACCCGGUGUGGUGUGACCAUAUGUCCUAGUAUGCAUGUCCAUGUUUAGUUGUCGCUUGAUCUGGGCCUUCUUUUGGGGUUCGCUUGUCUUUCUGGCAAGUGCUGUAAGGGCAUCCCUGUCGUGGCUAUAGUCGAUACCCUUUGACUUGUGCUUAUGGGUCUGUGGUGCCUGACUGAAGGCUAGCUAGGUGUGGUCGAGUGCUGCGUUGGGCAGGUCUAUGUUGGGCACCCUUGAGUUGCUGCCGUCAGUCGGUUGUUGUGAGGGUAUGAAUAUGCAAAGGUCUGUGGGUGUGGCAGUCUGUGGGUGCCUCUUGUUGUGGGUGGCUUUGGAGGUCCGUUUUGGGGCCUAGAUAGCGGUGUUGUGGGGCAAAUGGGCUGGUCAGUUUGGUUUGUAGUGCCCCUAACCAUGGGGGUUGUGGGGGGGGGAGAGAGUCAUGGUGGGCGUGUGGCCCUAUUCCUUCCCUCCUGUCACCUGGGGGGGUGAACCGGGGUUGGUAAUCCUGUCCAGGCUUGGGAACACCAUAAAACAUAACGAACUAUCAAAACAAGAAUAAACAAGAAGUUUUGCAGGAGAAGUGCAGUUUGUAUUUGUCUGCUGCUCUUUGGACUUAGGACCCAGUCAUGUCACAAUGGCCGAGUGGUUCCGUGGGGUAAAAGCGACUACUGUGGCUGGGUCCCAGGUCAGUGUUGCCCCUGGUCUCAUGGAUCGUCGUCGGGGGCUGUCAGUCCCAGUGCUCGCAGUAAUGUGGGCGCCUCUUCGGCCAAGGUGAUCCUGUGGAUAGUUCCGUUGUGGCUCACUGUGAGAGCUCAUGGGGUAGUCCAUUGGUAUGAGAUUCCCGCUUGUCUUAGUUGGCUUGUGGCCUGGAGGAGAGAUUUGCGCCAUUGUAAGGUGGGCCUUAAUAGGUCCUGGUAGAAGAAUAGAUCAGCUCCCUCGAAUGUGUAGGGAGUUCGGUUUCGUAGUGCAGCAAGUAGUGCCUGUUUGUCUUGGGCUAAUGUGCAGUGUACUAUGACGUAACUCACUGAGUUUGUUGGGGAUUUUGGCAGGCGGAAUAUGCCAUCAAAGGUGAGUUUUUUUUGGCUUGUGGGGGCGAUAAUAGCGAGGCCUCAGGUAGUGGGGUAUCUCUGCCAUGGUGACAGACUCCGGUACCCCUCUUAUCUUCAGGUUGUUGCGUCUGGAACGGUCCUCUAGCGAAGCAAGGUGUGCAGAAAAGGUUUGUUGUGUCUUUUGGAUGGUUUGAAUAGAGUCUUUAAUUGUGGAUACUUCUUGCCUUAUAUCUAUGAUGUCCUCUUCGCUUGCUCUGACUUUGUCAGUGACCACCUGUAGGUCGGCCUGAAUGACUGCUAUGUCUAUGGCUAGUGUCUGGCGGAAUUCAGUCAGGUAGUUUGUAAUGUCCUGCUUGGUGGCCAGGGCUGAUAAGUCAGGGAGGCCUGUAAUUGGUGCCCCUGCCGCUUGUGGUGGGGUGUGAGCUCGUGGGUUGUGAAGUGCUUGGGCCUGGGGGUCGGCUGGGAGCUCCUGAUUCUCUGGGGCCGCCAUUUUGUGCUGGGCCUGUCACUGUAAAAGGGCCCCUAUGUCUUGGGAUUCGGAUGGCAUACCUGUUGUAGGUUUCUGGGAGCAUCUCCCCAUAUUUGUGGGCUGCUGUGCUGUUGAUGGGUUUUCUGUACCACAGUAAAGCUCUCCCUGGUGUGGGAUGCAUGCGAGAAGAUCCUCCAGGUGUGGAGGAAGAUGGUAGGCCGCGGCCUUUUUCCGCCACCAGUUUUGUCCGGUUUUUGCAAUAAACGGCAUGUGUCGAUGCCGGAUGGCCUCCUCUCCCUUGUGCUGUUGUUGGUAUGGCUGGAUGGGCUGUGAAUUUGGAGGAUUUCGGCGGAUUGUGCAGGUUGCCGUCGGAGCUGUGGAAAAUGGCGUCCGCUUCGUUCCACGGCUAAGCCCCCCCCCCCGCCAUGUUUUAUUUUUAUUUGGCCAGGUAACAAGCAGGGAGGGGGGCUAUGACAUUCCCUGGUGGUCCAGUGGCAUGGACUGUGCAGGGGGGGGGACACAGGGGAGGCGGCAGCAAGCUGUGACUUACCUUCCCAGCAGCUCCCUGUGUAAAUCUCAUGGCCUGUGGCCACGCGGAGCGUUGCCAUGGUAACCCGUGGCAACGCUCUGCGGCCGCGGGACUCGCGAGAUUUAGAUAGGGGAGCUGAAGGAGCUGCUGGGAAGGUAAGUCACAGCUUUCCGCAGGGCACCCCAGGACCUGGUAUGGAUUAUCGGCAAUAUCAGUAUCUCUAUUGGCUGAUGCCGAUAUUGCCGAAAAUCGGCCGAUAAUAUCGGUAAAACCUAUAAUCGGUCGAUCCCUACUCAGUACGCAGAUGGGUAGUUGACCUCUUUUGAACAGUACAUACUAAAGGGGCACUAUAGGCACACAUACCAAUUCUCAUUGAAGGGGUCUGGGUGCAGUGUUUCGGUCCCACUUAGUCCUGCAAUGUAAAUCAGUUUUAGAGAAACUGCAAUGUUUACAUUGCAAAGGUAAAGGGAUAACUAUAAUCACUAAAAUAACUUUAGCUUAAUGAAGCAGUUUGGGUGUAUAGAUCAUGCCCCUGCAGUUUCACUGAUCAAUUAUCUGCCAAUUAGAAGUUAAAUCACUUUUUUUAUAGUUUAUGCAGCCCUAGCCACACCUCCUCUGCUGAAGGACAACAAAAAAACAUAAUGGUUUCAUUUUCAAUCAGAUGUAACUUACUUUAAAUGUUUUUAUCUCCUGUUCUGUAAAUUGAACUUUAAUUACACACAGGAGACUCCUGUUGGGUCUAACAAGCUAUUAACAGAGCAGGGAAUAAAAUAAAUUGUAGAUUAAACAGGAAGUGUUUAGGAAUGUUGUGUAAGUCACAUGCAGGGAGGUGUUACUAGAGCUGCAUAAACAAAGGGAUUUAACUCCUAAAUGGCAGAGGAUUGAGCAGUGACACUGCAAGGGCAUAAUCUAUACACCUAAACUGCUUCAUUAAGCUAAAGUUGUUUUGGUGACUAUAGUGCUUUUAAAAUCUACCUCUAGCAGUCUCACAGACAGCCACUAGAGGCACUUCCUGCAGUUUCACAUAGUUUCUGUGAAAUGACGCUAGACGUCCUCCCGCUUAGUGUAAGGACUUCCAGUGCCUUGAUAAAGGCCUAAUUCCUUCAAAUCAAAAGAACACAGGGCAGAGAGGGUCAUUGGCAGUUUUGAGCACUGACUUUCUAACUGUUCCUCACAUUUUUCAUUUUAUAAUGAUUCUUAUGGUAUUGACAACAGCUCCACGGAAGUUAUCUAUUUCCAGAGUAACAUACCAUGAUCCGCUACAGAACUAUUUCUGUAAAACUAUUUCCUUUCACCAAGAACAUGAAUCAUUGUUACAGGAGACAAUGUCUCAUCUAAGGUUUUCACGAAUUAUAGUCUCCGUGUCUUGUAAUAUAAAAGAUCUCCACGUUUUUCCUUUCCAGAUGAGCAAAGCAGAAAACUAUAUUUAGACAUUCUCAGUUUGAAGCAAUCUCCGUUCUGCUGCAGCAGACCAGCAAUGAAAGUAUUAAUAUAUGACAUCUGCCAUUUUAAUGGUAAAUUAGGCAACAUCUUCAUCCUAUUCAAGCUCCAUUUUUUUUUUUUUUUUUUUUAUCAAUGGAGGUCUCACCUAUGCCAUGUUUCUUCUAAGGCAUCUUGCAUUUCCAGAAGCAGAAAAUCUUAUUCUUGCAAUUGGAUACUUAUCAAUACGGAGACUACAGUUCCAGACCGGAACCUACCUGGGCACUCAAGUUAUGCAGGGAAUGUGAAGCCUGGAUCUGAUUCGAAAAAGUGUGAAAGGCUCUUUUUUUAAAAAAAAAAUUUCCCCAGAUUAAUCAAUACAGUUUAAUGUAGAAUCUCCUCCUAUUUAAAUUUUUAGACUUUAUUAAAUAAUUAGAUCUUGGGCAGUAGAACAUAGUGAUGCACCUCAAGGAACUCAAAUAUCUUGGACAAAUUAAACAGAGCAUAAUGAGCAUAAGAGACUGUUCACUAAAACGUUGUCCCUUUCUGUACGUAGGGUGACUAUAUAUGCCAGAGGUCACUAUGUGCAUUAAUGGAUAAACACUUCAAAUGUAACCCAAAUCACGGGUUCUCUCUUUGGCAUAUAGCUGCUGUAAGAUUUAAAAAAAUAAAACGAGAAAACCCAUAGCUUUUCAUUUAAAGGCUGUAUUUUGUAAAUUUUAAGGUUACAUAUUUCAUCUUGUUGCAAGAAAAGUGCUGGUUACUGCUAUCAAAAAAAAAAGCUAAUCAACAUGUAGAAGCAAUGGCAAAUGAAUGUCAGUAGUUUUAACUGUCAAGUAUGCUCAGUGUCUGCUUUGUACCGAAAUCUCUAUGUCCCUCUUUCCCAUCGUUAAACCGUUUUAUUGAGGUGUUCGGCAAUAAACAGAGAGCAAGUAUUUGUCGUUACAUCAUUUUAUCCAGUAGCCUCAGAGAAUUUUAGGAAACUUACCAAAAACCUCCAACCCUCCCCUCCAUCCCCGAACUCGCCAUUAAGAUUUGACAAGGUACUAUUCAUUAGGUGACUUUUCCAUCUGUACGUCUUUUUUUUAUUUAUUUUUUUGUAGGAGCAUUGCAUUUAUGGAGCAUUUUAGAGUUCUAACAGUUUGCUCGCAUUUAAACAUCACAAUAAUCUGCAUUUAAACUGCAGACAAUUUCAAAUUUGUGUAAAAGGGGAUACAUUUUUCUUAAUUAAUUUUUUUUUUUUUUUUUUACAGUCCAUAGCAGGCCAAAAGAGCACACACAAAUGUAGAGAUACAGUACAUUAAAAAUAGUUUUGCUGUGUUUUUGUUGCAAUUCUUGUUUGCUCUAAAAUUGCAUAUUAAUAAUUAAGUUUGAACACGUGAGUUGUAUCCAGUUUUUACUAUUGGUGGAUCCUCAACUAUUCAUUUUCUAUAAUUUCCAUAAUUAAUGAUAAUUUUUAAGUAUUUAAGUUGUGCUCGUAUUUUUUAUUUGGACUUUAACACAUUUUCUCAAAUCAUGUUUUCCUGGCAUUUGAAAUAAAUACUGCAUGAGGCCUUCCAGGAAGGAGAGCUGGGUUUCCAUACUCUAGGUUGCUGAUUUAUGGAGUUUCACCUAUUUCAGCCUCUUGACAUUUGUUCCCAUGUUAUCUUAUUUUAGGUACUGGAAGCGGUUCUCUGUCCCAUGCUAUCAUACGUACAGUUGCUCCCACCGGCCAUCUUUACACAGUAGAAUUCCACCAGCAGAGAGCCGAGAAGGCAUUGGAAGAAUUUCAGCAACACAAGGUGGACCACCUAGUCACCGUGAAAAACCAGGAUGUGUGUAAGAGUGGAUUUGGAGUGUCUCACGUUGCAGAUGCUGUAUUCCUGGACAUCCCAUCUCCUUGGGAGGCCAUCGGUCAUGCAAAGGCUGCUCUAAAAACUGGAGGUACAUCUAGAAGUCAAUGCAUUUGAUAGUUGAUUAAAAUGUAGACAGAAAUAGCCAAACUGAGACUUUAAGCAAGAUUUUCCAAAUCAGAAUUUUUUUAUUUAUUUUUUGCAGUUCAAUAUCCAAAUCAAGUGGUUGGUCUUCUCCUAAGUGAAGUUUUCAAAGUAUUUUUAAAAUGUUGAUGACAAUGACCUAACAUGUCCUAACUUGCACAUGGUAUAAACUGUAGUACGAAUUUAGGACUCCUUUGCAGUAUAUAACAUAUAUAUUGGAACAUUUUUUUAAGACCUAGCACCACAUGGCUUGGUUUAAUAAACUUUGCUCUUUUUGAUUGAUUUAUUUAUUUAUUUUAAUUCUUUCUUUUUGGUGCAAAGAUUAUACUUUACAUAAUUGCUCGCAAUGCCCCAACAGCAGUUGCUAGCGUACCAUGCAACAUGUAAUAACAAUAGUUAGGCAUGAGUAACAUUGCACAUUUUUUUUUAUUAAGGUAGAUUAAACUGUUGUGUAAUACCAGCCAAAAAGAUUAACUAAACUUAGGGACUGACUAGUCUUGCAUAUCGUUGAGUCUGAGUGUGGGCUUCGUUGUCAUGGGCCAUCUCUCGAUCCAAACUGGUUGGGAUUAUUCUUGCAGAGCUGGUCAGGAAGGUAUACUUAAUUCGCCUGAUUUACCCUGAGGCAUGGAGGGGACGGGAGGGCAGGGACAUCGUAUUAUGUGCGGCAGUCGGUGUUGACGUAGUGCUUUCUGUCACUAAGUGGAGGGCUAGAAAGGUGGUAACGUAGGUUAAGUGCUAUAAGGUUAUUAGCUAGGCACUAUUGGGUCAGGUCGUGGCCAUGGCCCGAGAGGUUGAAGUAGUUGGCCUAGGCACAAAGUCAAGGGUGGCUGCAGGGUUCCAGCCAUGAGGAUACGAGUGUCCCGUUGCCUGUGUUGUUGGGGGGAGGCCCAGAGCCUGUAGGUUCUCUGCUGCAUCUUGUGGUCAUGGAUUGUGAUGAUGGCGUCUCCCUGUUGGAUUAGCAACGUAUGAGCCUGGCUCCAGUGGUAGCUGAUGUUCUUUGCGCAUAGGAGGGAGGUAAACGGUCAGAGUGUUCGCCACCAAGCCAAAGUUCCUCCACAGAGAUCCGUGUAGAAGGAUAGAGACAUCCCUUCGAAACUGUAAGGCGACCGCCCUCUGAUGGCGGCUAGUACCGCUGUUUUAUCCUUAUGGCUUUGGAAUUGUAUCACCAGAUCCCCUGGGGCUGCGGGUGGUGCUCUGGCAGGUUUUGGGAUUCAGAAUAUUCCCUCCAGUGUCACUGCCUUUGCCUGCUUUGGGGUUAGUAAGGCCAUCAGGAGGCGUCAGGCGAAGUGUGGGAGUUUAGCCGGCGGUAUGUUCUCCAAGACCACUCUGAUUUUUCAGGUUUUUCUGCCUCCUUCUGUCCCCUAGGGUGUUAUCUGUGUUAGUAAGUUAGGUUCUGGUGCUGUAGCUCUGUCACCGCCUGUUGCAACUCUGUGAUUUGUUGUGUGUGUUCUUGUGUAGUACUCUGCCACACUACACUAAGGCGGUCUGUCAGGCCCCACAGGUCCUCCCGUAUCAUAGCCACAUCCGCCGAGAUUUUCUUUUGCAGGUCCGCCAUGAGCCUCUGAAGGCAGCUAGUGUCACUGGUGCGGCGUCAGAUACGGGAGGUGGGGGCGCCGUAUGUGCCGCUGUUUGCAGCACCGCUGUUGGGGUGAGGUCUCCCUCUGCUUCAUCUGAUGUCCCGUCGGAGACGUUUGAGCAGCCACUGUGGAUGGAUGCCAUCUUGGGCUCGUGGGCGCCAUGGGCCUGCCGCCACAGAUCACCAAAGCUCAUACCCUGCCGGGGUCUGUUGGGUUUUUGUUUUUUCGUAUUUCUGUCCGUGAGGUAAGUGUUGGGGUCUCCCCGGGUUUCUUUUGAGCGUGGAUCGCCCUGAUUAUUUGGUAUUUGCCCUCUAUUAUUCCGGAGCUCAGAGGCCAUGCGACUGUCCGCUUCAGUAGUUAGGCCAUGCCGCCAAACCUUGCUCUUUUAAGUGGAAAAGUGGACCUUAUUUUUAUGGGUCGUUUAAUAGAGAAAUAUUGCAUAGACCUUAAAAGUAAAUGUACAAUUUUUACAGUUGUAUAACAGAAACUGCCUUUUCUAAAUGCUUCAGAAAGUUUUCUAUGCAAAUGAACUGAUGCAAUUAAACAUAACUCCCAACAUUUUAGAUGGCCGAAGGUGGACAUUUUAAUUUUAGGGGUGUGAGUGGGGUGAAGCCACGGUUGGGGCUGUUCUGAGAAAUUUUAAGUGAUUUACUUAAUGGAUUUUAGAAAAAGAACAAUGUAUCUUAUUUACACAGACUGGUUUCUACACACAUUUAUUGUAGUUUAAAGACACAUUACUGGAAGUAUUGCUUUGAUCUGUUAUACACACCAACACACCAGCAAUAUGGAGAGCUUAGAAAAAAAGAGUCAGAUGCAUUUGGGCCCAAAAUAAGGACUGACUCUCUUAAACAGGGACACUUGGGUGGUAUGGUAACUGCAAAGACAUUUGGAAAGCAGGAGAUUAAUUUGUACUAGAAGACUUUUGAACAAACACUGAUGUUUGAUAAUAUCUGAUUAUGUUUGUGUCUCCAAAAAUCUUUCUGACAAUAACACAGAGAAUAUUUUCUACAGCUUGAUUGAAAUAAUUAAAUAUUAAUCUUUUGAUUGUAACUAAUAUACGUUAAAGGAACACUAUAGUCACCUAAAUUACUUUAGCUAAAUAAAGCAGUUUUAGUGUAUAGAUCAUUCCCCUGCAAUUUCACUGCUUAAUUCACUGUCAUUUAGGAGUUAAAUCACUUUGUUUCUGUUUAUGCAGCCCUAGCCACACCUCCCCUGGCUAUGAUUGACAGAGCCUGCAUGAAAAAAAAAACUGGUUUCACUUUCAAACAGAUGUAAUUUACCUUAAAUAAUUGUAUCUCAAUCUCUAAAUUAAACUUUAAUCACAUGCAGGAGGCUCUUGCAGGGUCUAGCAAGCUAUUAACAUAGCAGGGGAUAAGAAAAUCUAAAUUAAACAGAACUUGCAAUAAAGAAAGCCUAAAUAGGCCUCUCUUUACAGGAAGUGUUUAUGGAAGGCUGUGCAAGUCACAUGGAGGGAGGUGUGACUAGGGUUCAUAAACAAAGGGAUUUAACUCCUAAAUGGCAGAGGAUUGAGCAGUGAGGCUGCAGGGGCAUGUUCUAUACACCAAAACUGCUUCAUUAAGCUAAAGUUGUUCAGGUGACUAUAGUGUCUCUUUAAUGUGCAAGACUUCAUGACAAUGACCUUUCUUGUGUCCAGUAAUAUGUUUCUAAUGGUUUCCAUGCAUGGGAAGCUAUUCUUAUUUCAUGGAAAGUAAUAACUUUAUUCUAGAUUGGUUGCUAUUCUAAUGUAUUAGUUAGAAUGCGCAUAUAUGAAAAUGAAGGAAGAUGUAAACGUUCCUGAAAAUGGCCACAGGCAUGAAAUAAACAGAUCAUGAUGUAGUGGGAUUCAAAGCAUAGUCGAUCAUCAUCAUAACAAAAGCUCCUAGCUCUGCGAAGGUUCAAAUUUGUGUUUUGUCCAUUUUUAAAAAUAAAUUUUUUCUCUAACAAAAAAAAACACAAACUACUAUCCGCAACAUAUUUCAAGAAUAAUAAUUAAAAAGUAAUAAUUACACACACUUGGUGUUUAACAAAAUACUACUAUUCCCAAAUCCAGAAAACCAAGUGCCCCUCUCCUUGGAUGAUAUAUAGUGUAUAUAUUUAUAUGUGUGUUAUGUGAUGUGGUCCUUUAAGUGUUGCCCCAUCUAUUGAUCUUUAUUUAUUAUGGGUGAAAUUUCUGUAAUAUUUUCAUUUUGGAAUCAGGUGAGUAUGAGUAAAAUGUUCAGGAUUCGUGCUUUGCAGGCCUGAGUCAGCACACAAAUUGCUCUUACAGACAACACAAAGGGGAUAUGAUAGAAACAUUUAAAUACAUAAAGGGAAUCAACACAGUAAAGGAGGAGACAAUUUUUAAAAGAAGAAAAACUACCACAACAAGAGGGACAUAGUCUUAAAUUAGAGGGACAAAGGUUUAAAAAUAAUAUCAGGAAGUAUUACUUUACUGAGAGGGUAGUGGAUGCAUGGAAUAGCCUUCCAGCUGAAGUGGUAGAGGUUAACACAGUAAAGGAGUUUAAGCAUGCGUGGGAUAGGCAUAAGGCUAUCCUAACUAUAAGAUAAGGAUAGAAAUAUCGGGCAGACAUAGAUGGGCCGAAUGGUUCUUAUCUGCCGUCACAUUCUAUGUUUCUACGUUACAUUCCUUGCUUCCACUCAGCCCUUCCUAAACCAUUUUACGUCCAUUCCUGCAGGAAUGAUUUAGGCAUCUCGACCCACAAACCAGCUCACAUCAUUUGGGAAAAACGUUUCUGGUUUGGGUGUAUUUUAUGCCUGGCAUUUGGAUAAAGUGAUUAAAGCUGACGUUCUGCUCCCGUAGAGAGCCUUCAUUAUGAGAGAUUUUACAUGUCUGACAGCACCUUCUCGUUCCUGCAGUUAUAAUGGGGUUCUGCUGGGCACAGUUAACACUCCAUGCUGGGGGACGGACACAAGUUAGAUCUUUACUUGUUGUAUAAGCAACUACGGCUGGCAACGCAUUAUGGGAGUUGUAGUUUAGAAUAUCUCUGGCUGUACCAUGCAGUGAGCCUCGUACUGCAUUCCGAAUAUGGACUCCUGCCCAACAUUCCGCACUCCUGAGAAUCUGCUUUUUAUGCUAGCGUUGAGUUGUAUUUGUGUAAACAAUUUGUGUGCUGCUCGUAAUUCCUCUCCUGUCAGUCAUUGUAGCUGGCGGAGUUCCCCAGCUGAGUUAUUCUCAAAUUCCUAAGUAUUCAGUAUUUAUGGUUGGCUUUCAGAUGUUUCAUUGCAGGACACCUCACUCCUUAACUUCCUGUGAUUGUGUCAGGAUAAUGUGGGAUGGUGAGAGGUCCUCUUUCUUCUAUUGAUGGUAUCCCAAUUCUGGCCCCUGGUUGCUUUGAGAUCAUUCUAGGACACAUUUGGAAAAAGUUUUUUUUUUUUUUUUUAAAUAGCUAUCUGGUUUUUAUAUAUAUAUAUUGUUUUAAAAUUAUAAAAAAUAAAAAAAUCUUUAAUUUUUGUCCACCAAAGUUUUAGGUUGUUUUAGCAUAUUUUCGACGUCUGUUAGGGGUGUCACUGUAUAUAUACCUUUAAAAAAAAAAAUUUGAACUUUACAUAUUUAGACAUUUUUUUUAACCCGAAUCAUACAUUGGAAUUUCCCUCCUGAGUGACUUUUCACGAGAUUACAUACUUUACAUACACAUCUUCAGUCAGUGACUGACAUUGGCUUUUGUUGUAUCACCCGUUUCCUAAUCCUGGGAUUUGAGCAUAAUUUGUUUCUGGACAAAGAGUAUUUUAUUAAAUUGAAAAUAUGGUGUGUAAAUGUUUCCUAUUUUUGAAGGACUAUAAUGUGGAAAAUUAUGCCUCCUCAAGAGGAACAGACUCUUAACCCUACAAAUUGUACACAGCAGGAUAAUUAAUUGUUUAUUUGGCAAACAGCAGAACCGCAGCUCUGCUCUCUCUCCUGGGAGUAGUGAGAGUUUGGUCCAAGUUGUCUGUGCAGACACCCCGUGCAAAACUUAGCCAAAAUUAACACCGUCAACCCAGAGCUGUCAUUCCUGACUGCCGGACAUCCCUGAUGGGGCAGGCUUAGAACUGCAUCUUCUUUUACAAAUAUUCUUAGUUCUAAAUGAUUCUCAAGACCUUGCUGUGCACAAUCAUCUCUGAAAAUAGGACCCUUUGCAAAUAUAAAUGCCCCUUUAACUACUUAAAUUCUAUAUAGAAACAUAGAAUGUGACGGCAGAUAAGAACCAUUCGGCCCAUUUAGUCUGCCCAAUUUUCUAAAUACUUUCAUUAGUCCCUGGCCUUAUCUUAUAGUUAGGAUAGCCUUAUGGCUAUCCCACGCAUGCUCAAACUCCCUCACUGUGUUAACCUCUACCUCUUCAGCUGGAAGGCUAUUCCAUGCAUCCACUACCCUCUUAGUAAAGUAAUACUUCCUGAUAUAUCAUUUUUAAACCCUUGCCCCUCUAAUUUAAGACUAUGUCCUCUUGUUGUGGUAGUUUUUCUUCUUUUAAAUAUAGUCUCCUCCUUUACUGUGUUGAUUCCCUUUAUGUAUUUAAAUGUUUCUAUCAUAUCCCCCCGUCUCGUCUUUCCUCCAAGCUAUACACGUUAAGAUCCUUUAACCUUUCCUGGUAAGUUUUAUCCCGCAAUCCAUGAACCAGUUUAGUAGCCCUUCUCUGAACCCUCUCUAAGGUAUCAAUAUCCUUCUGAAGAUACGGUCUCCAGUACUGUGUACAAUACUCCCAAGUGAGGUCUCACCAGUGUUCUGUACAAUGGCAUGAGCACUUCCCUCUUUCUACUGCUAAUACCUCUCCCUAUACAACCAAGCAUUCUGCCAGCAUUUCCUGCUGCUCUAUUACAUUGUCUGCCUACCUUUAAGUCAUCAGAAAUAAUCACCCCUAAAUCCCUUUCCUCAUAUGUUGAGGUUAGGACUCUAUCAAAUAUUCUGCACUCUGCCCGUGGGUUUUUACAUCCAAGAUGCAUUAUCUUGCACUUAUCCACGUUAAAUGUCAGUUGCCACAAUUCUGACUUUAUUUCUAGUUUACCUAAAUCGUUUGCCAUUUGGCUUAUCCCUCCUGGAACAUAUAUGUAUUUUUCAGUAGGCAAAUAGGAAGUAUUUCUCUUUACGUGUCUCAUCCAGGACGGAAUUCUUUUAUUUGACUCUUUUUAUAAUGCAUUAUCUUAUACUUCAUUAAAACGGAGGCCACUUCUUGCCUGGAGUGUCCCUUUAAUGAUCGGUUAUUUGCAUAUAUUAGGUCCUGUUUUAUUAUGAGAUGAUUUAUAUGGGGAUCACAAUAUGACUUAUGAUUUAUGUUUGCCAGAAGGGCAUGCAGCACAUUUGAAAAAAUGACCAGAGGAAAAAGGUUAAAAAGUGGACAAAGCUUGCAUUGCCUGAGACUCGUCUUUUAUUGGCACUAUUAGAUUCCUGUUACAUAGUCUCGUGUAAUGCUGGAUAAUAUAAUCUAUAAGCUGGCCCUCCCAGCAUAAAAUUACACCAGCUACAGCAGAUUCUCUGAAAGCUGCCUCGGCAAGUCUGCGCUCCCAAAGGAGCGUUCAACGUGACCGUCAUAGGUUUUUCUGAGUUUCGCUCUGCAAGGUUGCCAAAUUAUGUUUUUUUUAAAAGGACAGAGUUGUAGAAUGUAAAAUAUAGAGUGAAUGCAGCGGCCUUUGUGUAUUUGGGUAUGCGCUUUCCACGCUUAAAUGUACAGUCCAACAUUAAAAAUUAAUAAGACUGCUCCUCCUGGUUUUUAGAUUUAGAACGUCCCUGCAUUCCACUCUCCCACACUAAGAACAUUGAGGUUGGUGAUCUCUUGUCCAAUAGCGAUGCUUCACAUAAUGCUGCAACUGCUACAAUCCAGCAUUUAAUACUUUUCACAGAGAAGAUUUAAACCCACUGCUUCUCUGUGAGUAACACUGGCUUUCGCUUCGAACGACUGUUAAAAGCAAUCCAAAUGCCAGUCAGGAAGGUACAACUAAUGGGAUUUAUAAACAUGGUGAAUUCACUUCAAAUCAGCACUUUUGUAAAAUAAGACAAAUGGAACCUGCAGUUAAUCCCGCAAGCUGAAAUACUUUAGGGAACGGAGUGUUCUUUUGCUAAAACAGCAAUGUGGCACUAGAGCUUAACCGUUAAAUGUAAAAAACGCAUUAACCUUUUUAAUGUAAACAUUUUAACAAAACGGCAAUGUUUUACAUUAAAUUUCCGAAACCCAUCAUUGAGAUAGUGAUUGGGUGACUUUACUGGUCGUCUAAGUUUGCCUGGCAUCCUAGGAAACAUUAACCAAUAUCUGGGGUGCCAAAAUGAGUAUUUACUGGUCUUAGCAUUGGUACAGUACUCAGUUAAAGGGGCAGUCUGCGUUAUAAACACUACAAUGAACCUCUUUUUUGAGCAAUUUGUAACAAUCUGGGGCUCUCCAAACACGUCCAGGAUUUUGGAAGUCCACUACUACGUUAGCCAAGCCACAGCAGAGGGGUCGAGACUGCAGAGAUCUGUUUUUGAGAACUGUUUUUUGUUAAUCUAUUAAAAAUCUGUUCUUUCACAGACAAGAGUAUGGUGAUCUCUCUAAAAUGAAGCAGUAAUGCCAAGGUAGUAAAUAUCGUUAGGAACUGUUAUACUUUUACCUUCUGCCUUUUGCUAGAUCACCACCAUUCUCAGAGGGUCCAUAGGUGUCACUCAAUAUGAUAACAUUCGCCCUCUGGUUCUACCUUGUUGUCUCUCCCUUUCUGAUGACCCUGGGACACUUUCCUAUGCAGAACAAUCUUCCUUAAUAAUGCCAACCCAAUCACAGCAAAACAAAGCUAUGCAUUAAAUAUAACAGGAGUUCCCCUGCUGGGGCCCUUUAUCUUAAAGGGACACUAUAGUCACCAGAACCACUAUAGCUUAAUGCAGUGGUUCUGGUGUCUAUAGCGUGUCCCUGCCACCUUAUCUGCCUUUUGAGAGAAAAGGCAGUGUUUACAUUGCUGGCAGUGGCAUACACACAACCCAUGGGGCCUCGGUGCAAAAACUGAUCAAAAAAAUUUAAUCCCCCAGCCUCCCUACCUUUGGGAGAGGUGAAGGGAUUCCCUGGGGUCCAGUGGUGUUACUGGGCUGGCUGGCGCGCGCGAGGGAGAACUCUCCCAUGUGUGCUUCCCGUUCAGCUCCCUUGCACGCACCACACUGAUACCGGACACAGGGGAGAGUGCUCCCUCGCAAGCCAGCCUGCCUGCCCACCAGGUGAUACCAGGGCCAGCCUCGGGGAGCCCUGAGGUGGCCAGCUCCUGGGCCCCCCAGGAGAAGAGGCUGGCCACAGUGGGUACAUACCGGGUCGCAGGGCGACCCCGGUAUGUACGCCACUGAUUGCUGGCUAGUUACACCUCCAGUGGCAGUCACUCAGACUGCAACUAGAGGUGCUUCCUGUGUCAGUGCUGCUUAGUGUGCAGCACUGGCAUUCAGUGUCUCCACGCAGUUUUUUUACAGGAGGUAAUCAAAAUUGAUAUCAUCAGACAUGACGCCAUGCAGGGCGUGCCAAAGCGAGACCAUUGUGGUGGGGGAGAAAAUGUAAGGAAAAUCACCUUUAAUCUUUGAAGAGAGGGGAGCCAGGGACCUAAUGCUGCAUUCCAGCACUAUAGUGUUCAUUUAAACUCGUCUGAGCAGGGCUUUCCUCACUUUUUGUAGCUGUACACAAACAUAAUGCAAUUCAGUUAAUUUGAUAUAUUCCUGCAGAUUUCAUUUCAUAGCUGUACAUGACAUGAAUUCCCUUUUUCAGAUUGUUAAAAAAAGAAAUAUAUAUUAAAGAUGGCCAUUCUAAGCAGCAUAAUACACUCUCGGUAGACGUUAUGUUGUCAAGUGUAUCUCUGCGCUAUAUACCAAUUUUAUAACCUAUUAGGAGAGAAUUGACUUAAACCGAGGCUCUCCCCAACACCCUGGACCACCCCUUCUCCGCAGUAUGGAUGAUGCAGAAUUAACACUUCCUUGUUUUCAGUCCUAAUUGUAUCCAACCUGGAUGGCUAUGAUAUGCUGCAAGUGCUGGAGGCGGGACUUGUGAGAUAACCGAGUAUUGCAUAGGUGUUCAUGAUGGGUUGGAGAGGAAACACGUGGUAGGCAGUACAAUCAUAGUCAUUACUAGGGGUGGCUAUUGGUGCUGAAGCUUGCAUGUGGAGUUCUUUAGCCCCAGGUCUCUACAGUUGGUGGAGCAGGCAGGAGGAUAUUAGUGUUGUUUUAAAAAAAUUUUUUUUUUUUUUAUUUAUUUAGAAUUUUAUAUCAGGCAGCUACUCAUCAAUGCACCCACGUAUUACAAAAAUAAAUAUCAGCAGUACAAUGCUCCUUCACACUACAUUAGGGGUGGGGCAGGUACCCCCGGGUGUCAGUUAGGACUGCUGGGGGAAUAACAUUUCUGCACAUCCCUCUACUCAUAAGGUAGCGUGGUGGGAUUGCCUUGAAUAGCUAUGCUGGUGUCCAGCUAGGCUUUCAUUGAGAUCCUGGUAAGUGGAACAUAGAACGGUGGGGAUAUGUCAUGACAAUCUCCAGUUUUCUGUUUGUGAAGGGGUCAUCAAGUGUUCCUUUAAGAUCCCAGGUGUUUCUGUAUUGCACAUGUUCUGUCUCAGAAAGUAAGGAGUAUCUGGAAUCCCCCCUCAUUCAUCAAUAUAGCAUUGCUUGUCCAGUCACAGACUAACUGGCAGGGGGGAGUCCUGUAGGCCACAAGGCUUCUUCUGCGGCUGUAGGUCACAAACCCAAACAAACCACAUGUGGAGCUUGCAGCCACAGCCGUCACUGCCAAGCAGAGCUGUGACAUCACAACGUAGGAUUCUGGAAUGUCCUUGGGGAAGCUGAAUUGGCAGGAAAUAACUGAACAUUUAAUGACUUGAUUGAUUAUAUUUUUUUUAGAUUUUGUUUCUUUCAUUAAUGUUUAAUAUCUUAAUGCUUUGAGUUGCAGAGUCGUACAAACUGCCCUUUUCCCUCCCCCUUUCUAUGAUACUUUUAUAUCUAUAUUCUAUGCAUAUUAUUAUUGUAUGUCAUGUUUGUGUAUGUAAGGUGUUCCUUUAUAUAUUUUUUUCCAUUGUUACAAGGAGUAGAUUCCUCCAUCCAUUCAGUUGCCUCGUUUCACCUCCAUCCUGUCUGUUAAAUGACAGGGCUCUUUAUUGUGUCCGCUUUGUGGCGUCUGACCUUUUUUUGAUAGAGAAGAGGUAAUGCUGGGAAUUAAUUCCUUAUCAAUCACUGUAACUAGUCACAGUGGGGAGGAUAGAUGGGGAAUAAAAUGCAUCUGGAUUUUUUAAUUCUCUCCCCUGUUCUCACCAAAUGUCAGAUUAAUGUAGUUACUGUUGCACCUGCUCUCCUUGCCCGCCUGCAAUAUUCUUUUGUGUCCUAAGGUGUACUGUUUAAAGCUUUAAUGGAAAUAUUUAAUUCCGAUAUCUCUCAUGUUUUAUAGCCACUGAAACGUAUCUCAGAACUUGUGCUGAACUUCGAUCACCCUCUAUGUGCAAAUCUUUAUGGGUAGAAUAAGAUACUACGCUGAAUAGACUCCAGAUUUAUGAUUUCCAUGUAGCAAACCACUCUGCACUCAUUACAAUGACAUUGCCAAAGCUAUGAUAACUUCUAAUAGUCACUUAGGAGAAGCAUGACAUGCACACUAUACAAGAUCUUGUAUGGUUCAGUUUGAAAAUGGUGCUUUCCACAUGACACCACAAGUGGGAGGGGUUUGGCAUGUAGCUGCUGCAUUUGUUUUGCAAAUCACUACUAAUUUACUGAAUAAGCCGAUUCAAAUUCAGAAAUUUGCCCUCAUUCAAUAGAUUAUUACAGGUAUAGGUCCUGGGCUCUCUGCCGUUUUUCUGACCCCCUGUUUAGCGUCUCAUUUGAAGUUAAUAAAGUGAUUUCUACAUUUGUACUGGAGGCUGCAGUGCGGUUAUUUGUAUCUAUACGCUCUUAUUCGACCUUAAUCUUUCUCAAUUCAAUGGUAGCCAGAGACGCCAUUCUUCUAGAGACCGCACCACGUUUGUUAUUAGACCUAGUUGAUGACACUGUUGAUAACAUUGUGAGCAGUGGAUAUAGAGCCCCCCCUUUUUGUUGUGCUAAUUUAUAUAGAUUAAAAGCAGAGACAGAAGAUUAACCUCAGUAAGAGGACAUCACUAUCGAAACCCAUACAUCCAUCUGCUUUGGGCACGGCGUAUGAUGUGUGCUAAUGUUUAAAUGCUGGUGUUGUACUUGUAACUUCACCAUAGGGGUGAUAAUUUUCCCCAGGGUACCUCCGCCUUCUGUCACAAGCCUGACCUCAUGUCAUGUCCCCUAUGCUGUGAAAAUGAUUGGGUUUUUGGCACAGCUGCUGUUGCUGCUGAUGUUUUCAAAUUCUGUCCGCGCACAUGAGGUCCCUAGGGAUGUGCUUGCUGACAGUCAUGUUACAUUCUAUGGAGUUUGAGAUGACUCUGUUACUGAGAGCCACAGUUGAAAGAUGUCAGACAUUUAGUUUGGUAUUGGCAGGAUGAUGCACCCGGGAGUUGCCUAAUUCUUCCAACCUCCAGCAGCCUACAAUGCAAUCUGUGUCUUGCUCCCUCCAGCAUGCUAAAUAUAAAGCGUGGAGCCCCUUAGUGGUUUAAUUCACAACAUUAUACAGAUGAAGAUAGAACUUUCAGCUCUCCUUGAACCUGGACGCAAAAUCAGAAUGAAUUGUAACUCUUUAGCUGCCUCAGUACGAUGGUCUGUGGAUACACCACAAUAUUACAUCAUCUCUGAGAGAGGGGAAUGUGAUACAAAGCUACUUGAGUUAUCAGCAGCUAUCUGGACUGCCUAGGAAACGUCUAUUAAAGGAACACUAUAGCGUUAGGAAUACAAAUAUGUAUUUCUAACACGAUAGAACAACUAGGGCCCCAUUCUGCGGCGAAUAAAUGGUUAAUUAACCAUUUAUUUGCUUACCUUAAUCCAACGCCGGGCUUCCUCGGCAUUGGUGACCUCUCCUCCUCCAUAGACGUCAGCCUCCGAGUGGAACCGAAUGUGCAUGCGCAGCCAGAGGCAUGUGCGCAUUCAAACCCGCCCAUAGGAAAGCAUUACUCAAUGCUUUCCUAUGGGGAUCUAUUUUGACUUUGGACUCCAUGAUGAUGUCCAGUGUCAAAUAAGUGCGAUUUACUCCGUGUAAAUCGCGGAAGCGGCCUCUAGUGGCUGUCAGGGUGACAACUACUAGAGGCUGGAUUAACCCUGCAGUGUAAACAUAGCAGUUUCUCUGAAACUGCUAUGUUUUCAGCUGCAGGGUUAGAACUAGGGGGACCUGGCACCCAGACAACUUCAUUGAGGUGAAGUGGUCUGGGUGCCUAUAGUGGUCCUUUAAACCAAACAUAACACUUAGAUUUGUUGAGUUCAGAGAUCUUCUUUUCAAACAAAAGCAAGAAUGACACUUAAUGUUUGCCCUUGGAAGCUCUGUUUAUUGCCACACAGUGCUCCAGUUUUUGUGAAAUACAUACUGUUCAUGGCUUUGAAAUGAAAUAUACAUUGCUAUGUAAAUAGGGAGGAUUUUUUUCCCAUCACAAAAUCUUGUGUCUUUACUUAGCCCCAGGUUUUACUUAUUCAUUAGGGCCAUUGUAUCUGUUACAGAUGUCGAUGGAAAAAAACCAAGGAGACUCCAGCAUCCGUCAUAGCCGAUCUUGCGCAUACGUAGAGGUGCUGUAGACCCCUGUUGUGCUGCGUUCAACAAGUUGUUCACUCUGAAAAGUUAUAACAAACUGCUUUAACCUCCGUCAUUUGCCAAAAACUCGGUCUUGUACGUGAUAGUAAAUAACAUCCUUUUAUGAGCUUUACAGAAACAUUCUAUCUUUAUGAAACGCUCCAGAGUUCUAAUUAAAGGGAUUCUAUCACUUCUAUAGAAAUUCCCACUAUGAGACAGAGCAGUGUGGGUUUUAACAAGUACAUUUUUUUUUUUUUUUACACGCUAUUAUUUUAAACCAUUUGGGUGGUAAAGCACAUUUUUUGCUUUUUAUUUGAGCAGAUAUCCAAGUGAUACCUCUGAUCUCCCAAUAUAGCAACCAUUGACCUCUAAUAAUAUCCGAAAAGCUGCCUCGUGGGUGGCCGACGUAAAACGAAUAUGCAGACUGUCUCCCAAACAAUGGUUGGCAAGACAAAACGCGUGCAAGAUUUGGUGUUUUGAUGCUAUCUUGUCACAUGUUUCCUGUUUAUGGAAUUGGAAAUAGCCUGCCAAAAGUCACAUGGUUACUGUAACUAUGUAUUGGCGCGAUCAGUCCUAUGUCAUACUAUUCUAGAAUUCUCCUUAUCACUAAAAGUCUGCUCUAAAAAAAAUGGGGGUGGAUGCUGUGUCAGUAAAUGUUUCAGUAGAAUUGUUCAGUUAAAGGGCACCCAUCAAUGCAGUCAUUUCUUCUCCUCUGGAAUCUACCGCAUUGAAUAAAACAUUACUACUUUUAACCUUAUUAACCGGAUAUGUUCUGUUUUCUUUUAAAGUUCUUUUAAAUACUUAGCAAAUGGCAUAAUAAUGCAGUUCAGACAAGGCAAACAUUUUAUCAUAAUAGUAUUUGUUCUUCUUUUCUCUGAAUGCUUUCUCUGUGCUGACUGCCGGGUCCGAACGACCGAGAUUGAAGCAGUGAUUGAAAGGGAGAUUAGAUGGAGGGGCAGUUCUAGCUCAUUGGCUGAAAGCAUCAUCUGAUCACUCUCAGCCAAUGAAUUAAGACCUGCAAUGCUGGACAUCGCACAAACCGAGCGCUGCUAACUCUCUGGCUGAUGUAGUGGAGGCAGGGAGAGGUGCUUGGGUGAUACCUGGUAAUAAGUCUAACGGUUCUAAAACAGUUUUAAUACUUACAUUUAGGGGGGCACCAGUGCAUUCCUAGCACCAUAUCCACUACAGUGUGCCAAAGUGAUUAUUAUGUUUUGAGUGAGACAACUUUAGCAUGGGGGCCCUAAAUAACAAUAAGGGGGGAGAACCUAUUGUCCUCCCCCCCCGACCCGCACCCUUGAGCGGUGGGUAGGGGCCCUAAAUAAGAAGGUUGGGGGGGUGACCUACUGUCCCCGCCCUCCCCCCCCCAGCCCCUACCCCUGCGCAGAAGGUGGGGGCCCUAAACACGAAUGUGGGGGGGGGACCUACUGUCCUCCCCCCUUAGCCCCCAAUCCAUAGUGAAUUUCAAAUUUAAGGCCAAAGUAGCCAAACUGAAAGCAUAUCGGAUUAAGAUCAUUUUUGCAGUUAGACUAUUUUUGACUUGAGUUUGAAAUUCACUUUGAGUUCUCACGUUAGUGGAUAGCCCUGUUAGCAUAUUGUAAUUAGUUAAAACUGUAUGUUCUCUAAAGUGCCAUCAUUACUCGAUUGCAUGGCUGGUUCUGUGUAAAAAGCAAUUAGACAAAACCCCAUCAAAGAGCCAGUUUAAUGCAGUCUGUACAAACUUACAUUUUACCGAAAUAUAGGGGAAAUUUUUGGCUUAACACGCAAUCCCAGCAUUCUCCCUACGUGUGCUGGAUACUGAUAGACUGAGAGGAAGUUCCCAGAGCCCCAUUGCCAUUCUCAGACAUGCAAUAAAUUUGUCAAUAAUUAAUGAUAGAGGAUGCGCGGUGUGGAACUAUAAUUGCUCCAUUCCUUUUCCUGCUCAUGGACUUUAUUUUUAAUUCAGAAGAUGAGACCUAUUUCUUCUUCCCGUUUUCAUGUUGGAAUCUCUUCCAGAGACCCAUAAUGUUACACCCCCAAACCUCACGUCCUCAUCACCCAAAGUCCUGAUUAAUAAGUUCUGGCUGUGGCACUCCAGAUAUCUGUGAACUGCAUUUCCCAUAAUGCUGGGCCAAUAUUUAGUGCCAAGGAUAGCCAACACUUCUUCCUUGCUUGAAAUCGACUAGUGAUAACUCCUUGUGUCCUGUUUUUUUACAACCAUCAACCCUACGUGCAACUUUAACUAUUCCCUGUUUAAAACACCUAUUCCUUCAUGUACCCUUGUACACUGUUCUUUCAAGCCAUUCCCGUGCAAUGCUUACAUGGGGCCUAUUCACUAAGCUGUGAAUUGUGCAGAACAGACAAUGUGCAAAUUUUAGGCCAAUACUCCUAAACUUGAAAAAUGUGAGUUGCCAUUUUGUCUAAAAACUUCUAUUUUAUUUCUUUGCAAUUCCUAUUUUACUAAAUAAACCCACUAUCUCUCUACAUCUGAAUUCUUCACUUACACUCUAUUUUAACAAAAAUCCACGCAUUCCAGCUUUUUUUUUUACUGAUAAUAUCCCAUAGGCAAGGCCUCCAGGUUAUAAUUCUUCGAUUUUAUAUAUUUACAUACUCAUAAAGCCUAUUCAAUUCAUCCUUGAAAAUAUUCCCAGGAUAAGUGCAUUAUUUUUACCACUAUGGAUGGGUCACUUUGAAACAUAUCUUUUCCCUGUGGAACAUGUUAAGUGUUCCAGUUCAGCCCUCCACAACACUGCAUGACGCAUGACUUCCAUUCUAAGAGGCAGCUAUAAUUAGAGCAAUUGCCGGAGUGAAUGAGGACGGAGGCCAUUCUUACCUCCACAGCCUCUCCUAGUGGCAGGCCUUACAUCACUAUCUGUGAUCACAUUUGUACACUGGGAGUGAUGUCAUGCACAGGGGUUAUAACCUUUGGUCGUGCGCCUCUUCAAUAAUUGAAAGAAAAUCAUGUUCUUUCAAUCAAUGGCGGAUUGCUGUUAAUAUUUACUAUGACGCUCAGACAUCCACCAUAACUCCCAACAGCAGGGUAUACCAUUGAAUGACCAUGGGUUGUCAUGGGUUAAAAGCAUCCUUACAAUUACCAUUAGUAUUAUAUAUAGAGCUCAUGAGGACGUCCAACGUCUUACAAAACCCCACAGGAAAACAUUUAGUUAAUGCUUUCAUAUGGCCUAAUGCGUGCGAGGCACUUGCCGCGCAUGCUCAUUAGGUCCCCAGAUAGUGCUAAUGUCAGAAGUGUUAGGGGACUUCGGCGCUGGAAUUUGGUAAGGGUUUUAGGUUGUUGUUUUGUGGUUUUUUUAACCUUUUUAUAAUGUUUUUUUAUACAGUGGUGAAUUCCCAACACUAUAGUGUUUGUUUAAUUUAUAAAAGUGUUAAUUUCUAUUGAAAUCUGCACUUUUUGUAAAAUGGAAAAAAAAAAAAAAAGGAGGGCACACUCUUGACGCAUAAUGCUUUUCAGCAAGCUAAAGUGCUUUAGGGGUCUGAAGUGUCCCCUUAAUAUAGUCUGGACUGCAUAGAUUCCCAACUAUUUACAACGAUAAAAGCUUGGGUCCUUAUGGUGAUAUCGCUUAAGUGCUAUAGAUCAAACAGUGCUCCUGUAAGGAUCAUUAGAGUUGAUACAAAUAUGGAGGCAGAAACUUUCCCCACUUGUGAAACAUAUAAAUCUCUGUUAAAAUAAAUAAAUAACGAUCAUACAGAAUGAUUCUUGCAGGUAGUGACAAUCCCACAUGCAAAUUGGUUAGAAUUCGUUGUAGUUAAACAUUUGCCUUUGGUGACAUUACGGAGAGUCAGGUAACAGCGUGUUAAAGCGCCUUAAAUUUCUAAAAUCUGUACAGAUAGUUUGAUGCUCUAAUUGCUGUUAGUGUAACAGUUCUUUGAAUUAAUUGUGUGAUUGUAUCACUGGGUGAGUUCGCAUGGACAAUCUUAUCUUCAGUUACCCAGAGUAAGUCUUUUGUUUACUUGCAGCCAUCUCUGUAGAGGGGCAUCAUGGGAAAUUGUGAUCCAGAAUCCCGUAGCAUGCCCGUUUUUUUUCUAGGGUCAUAGUCCUGUUUUAUGUGGUCUCUUUAUAGCAGAUGACACGGUAAUCUAUGCGAGCAAAUCCGAUCUACCGCAGCUUGAGGCUGUGCUCCAAGAUCCGUUUACAGAGGUAGAAAAGUGGAUCGCAAAAAACAAACUCUUCCUAAACACUGACAAAACUGUCACAAUGAUCUUUGGAAAAGUACCUAAAUUACACAAAUUACACAAUUCCCACCUAUCCAUCAAAACAAAUUCAAAUGGCACACUGACCGCAGCCCACUCUUUCAAACACUUGGGUAUGAUGUUAGACCCCAAUCUAUCUUUUGGCCUGCACAUAGAAAAGCUUGCAUCUAAACUUUAUCCAAAACUAGGUGCCCUGUACAGAAACAAAUCCUGUCUAAGCCGUACAAUAAAGGAAAAGAUUGUACAGCAAAUGCUGAUGCCAAUCAUUGAUUAUGGGGAUGUAGUAUAUGCAUCUGCAUCGCAAUCCCACAUUAAUAAACUCAACACAUUGUUUAACUCGUUUUGCCGAUUUCUGCUACAAUGUAAUUACAGGACUCACCAUUGUGACAUACUAAAUAACUAAACUGGCUGUCACUGGAAUCCAGACGCACCCUUCAUCUUUCCAGCCUUGUGUUUAAGAGCUUUUCUGGGAAACUCCCACCCUACCUGAACACAAUACUUUCCCCAGCUGUUCCCAAUUCCUAUAACCUCCGAUCCAGUACCAACACUUUACUUAGUCUACCUCAAUACAAAAAGAAAGCAGUCCGAUCCACCUUCUCCUACAGAGCACCGCAAUUGUGGAACGACCUCCCACACAAUUUAAAAUCUUCCCUAAGCCUAAAGUCCUUUAAGAGAUCCCUCUCUACAUACCUCAAAACAGAAUGCACCUGUCAUGGUUGAUUAUAUAUUUCCUGCCUGUUCUAUGUUAAAUUUUGUAUUUAUUGUGUAUUAAUAUUGGUUUUGUAUUUUAUUGUACCCUAAUUGUAACAAUGCAAUGAUUUGUGGACCCAGGACAUACUUGAAAACGAGAGAAAUCUCAAUGUAUCUUUCCUGGUGAAAUAUUUUAUAAAUAAAUAAAUAGCUGGGCAGUGGCUCCUUUAAGGGUUAAGUCCAUUUUAUCAUGAGGAUACCAGAUCAUGCGCAAUUCUGCUUCAUCUUCGGUGCAAUCCUUCCCAUCCUCUGCAGACAAAGGGUUCAUUCUGUGCUGGAAUUUAAAUGACUUCGAAUUUCCUACACAUCUUAUAGUAGGGUUAAAGGUCCUCCUGGGAUCUUCCUUAGUUAACACUGGAAGCAGAGCUGUGGGUUUGUCUUCCCAGCACAAACAAUGCUUUAAUUUUAUUUCUAAUUUUUUUUUUUUUCUGGUUUGGCGGGAAGGGUGGGUGAUCCAUGUAUUUUACAUAUUUGUUGAUUUUUUUUUUUUUUUUCUUAAUGAAUUUGCAUGUGACUGUCUUAGUGCUGAGCGUGUGGGCAGCUAACAUGACGUACAAUCAUUUACAAAGCUCCUGCUAGUUUGCAACUUUGCAAGCAAAUUAUAAGGUAGUCUGCCCACAUCUCUGUUUUGGGCCUCCGUUACUACAGCAACUGUAAGUUUAAGAGCUCACUCCCUGCUGGAACAAAACCGCCAAAGCGUGGCUGCUCCCCACUACAACUCCCAGCAUCCACAGCCGUUGCCAAGCACUAGAUCAGGGUUGAGUAAAUUGGCUUACAACCAAUCCUCAUGGCAGGCCAAAAACAGACGGUGGCUAUUUGCCCAUUUCUAAUGGAAUUCUUGAAUCUUUCUGAUGUGUAGUGAUACACACAGCUGGCAAGCUUCUCCCCAAAGCUAAGCUAUAUCAUUUUCAUGUUUUAAUUAAAAACUGUGCAGGUCGUACGUGGAAUAUAAACCGAUGUUUAAUUAUUUCUUCAUAUGAUUUGUUUUUCAAUUUAGCUCCCUUGCUAUGAUAAUAUUUCUGCUGGCUUGCUGCUUUUCUUUUUUUAUUGUCCUCUCCCCAUCACUGCUUGUAGGAUUUAUUAUUGUACUUGUGAACAUUAAAUCUUCAGGACAUGUUGCAGCAAAGCUUGUGCAGGCUGUGAAUUAGUGAGGCCGUGGUUCUCUUGUGCCGCACUGCAGUGUGGGAAUGAAAGAUUAAUCUGACCCUCUUCUGUCUGUUUUGCAGGUGGGAGAAUCUGUUCGUUUUCUCCUUGCAUAGAGCAAGUCCAGAGAACCUGCCGAUCCCUGGAGGAACACGGAUUCACCGAUAUCAACACCUUAGAAAUUCUCCUACGAGUGCAUGACGUACGGACUAUUAGUAUGCAAAUUCCCGAUCUCGGGAAACCUUCUGGGGACAGAGCGAGUCCAGCAUCUGAAGGCAACGAGGGGUCCAAACAGAUGUCUGCAUCCCAACAUCCAUGUGAAACAUUCAAAACUGGAGUUCCACCCAGAGAAACAGUGGGUCACACAGGGUACCUGACCUUCGCCACCAAGAAUUUAUUUUAGAAUUUUCCCAGUAGACUGUACAUCUCGCACACGACAAACCCAUAUAUAGCCACGCUUCACUCAAGAAUGCAUUUGUAUAAACAUCAGGCAUACACAGAGCUGGACUGGGUUUGCGUUAGUUUUCCACCGAUGCAAAAUGACAAGUGUGCAUGUUUAUCUGUCAAAAUGUGACAAUAAUAAAACUCUUUACCAUCAUGUGGUGAUCAAUAAUGGAUGGGGGAUCAGCUUUUUGAAACGGUUACUGCAUCUGUUGCAGCAGAAAAAUUGCUUUUGGAUGAAUUAUUUUAUUUUUAUAUUGUACUGCGGCAAUGAAAG